UCAUUGAUGAAAGAAUAAAGCAAGUAUUUUUGAGUACCUGAUAUGUACAAGACAUUGGGUUGAAUACUGUGGAUGUGAGAUGAUAGUAAGUAAUGUAAAAUAAGUUACAGAAAGUCCCUGGGGUUGAGAACAUCCAACUUAUGGGCAACUCGUACUUAAGAAUGGACGACCAUAAAGCGUAUUAUAUUAAAAACUUGAGUUAAAUACCAUGAUUCACAUGUACUACUUUGUGAUGCUCAUGAAAACGUUGUGCAGUUUGGAAGUGUUUAAGUGUUUUAUAUACAUAGAAAGGUAAAAUGUAUACUGUAUACUAAGAGAAGCUUGACUAACUGACACCAAAUAAGAAAAGUAUGUACCUGUUCUGACUUACUUACAAAUUCAACUUAAAGGCAGACUUAGGGAAUGGAUCUCAUUUGUAACCCGGGGACUGCCUGUGUGUGCAUGGAACUGUCUGAGUUCUGUAAUACAGGCUUGGCAUUGAGCUAGCUGUUCAGCUUUAUGAAGGUGAACAUAGAAUUGAUGUGCGUCUACUAUCUUAUAUUUAGAAAAGAUAAACUACUUACUAAUUUUUUUUUCUUUAUCAUUUGUAUAGCCAUACUGUUUGUUUAUAACCAAAGGAGAUGUAAAAAAUUAUACAUUUUCUAUUUCGGCUUUCUAAUGGUGUCCUUAAUUGGUGAUUGAGAAAUGGGGUUCUAAAGUGUAGGUUUAAUAUGAAUCAUGGGCUGAUUAAUAUAUUAAUUGUGGAAUGUUUGCACCUAUGUUCCUGAGACGCUGUUCAUCUUUUGUCUCUCCUUCAUCAAACAUUUGCUCCUGUUGCUGAAGAGUAUUUUAGAUAAUCGAUCAGCUUAUGCAAAAGUAAAUGUUUACAAGAGCACUUUUGAACAUUCGGGUUGCUUAGACUAACUGGAAGAGAUACAUAGCUAUUUAUAUUCAUCUUCUUUUCCUAUAAAAUGAAAAUAUAUUGUUUAUAGAGUAGCCAUGUGAAUAUCUCUGUUAGAGUGCUGUAUGCUAAACAGGAAUAGAUGAACGAGUUACGUGGUUUGAAUCCUAAGUUUUUUGUUAUUUUUUUAAGAGGGGGUGUUUAGAAAUAAGCAUACACUGAAGUGGAGAAAAGAAAUUCAUUCUCUGAUGAUUUGUCACCACUCUAACUUGCUCAUUCUUUUCCUAAGGUAUAAAUAUCUGUCAGCUCAGGAUCUUAGGACCAGACAACCUUGGUACCUGAAGACUAGGGAGGGUGGAAGUUUCGUAUAUUUUCAGUGAUUUAUCAAAUAUGCUCAGGUAUUUGGAAUAAUUUAAUAAUGGUAUCUCAGGUCUCUGCCGUUUCACACAAUUCCCUGUGCUCAUCUUCUUCUCUCAGUCAUAACUCGUCUCUUUCUACACUGCGCCAGGAUCAGAGGUUCAUUUUCAGCAGCAAGAGGGCAGCUGAGAACAGAAUUUCAGCAAGAUUCCAACUGUAUCGGCUGAUGAGAACUAAGUAUAUGCCCUAGCGUUGGCACAGUUAGGCUUACGGUAGAAAAAAAGCAAACUUUUAAAAAUGAAGCACUAUGAAGAAGAGACUUGGUGGGUGUUAAAAAUGAAUGUGUUAAAGUAUACGUUAUGGACAUUACCACAGAAGAAUGUUUUUAACACUCAAAAAGUGGAAUAGUUUGCUUAGAUUUAAGAUAACUUCUGUAUUAUUUGAUCAAAACAGUAUGGUAUAUAUUAGAAGUAGCAGUUGUGAAGCGAGGGAUUGAAGUCAUGGUUAAUAAUGUUUUUCUAGGUAAGAGAACAAAUAUUUGCUGCAGAGAAAAUAAUCCCAACUUUAAAGAGACUAUUUUUAUAAACAUUAUGUAUUCCAGUGCUUGCAUUUGUAAAAGCUGUUUCUCACUAGUUUGCUGUGAAAAGUGCUGUUGGGAAAUUAUUGAUUUCUUUCCCCCUCUUAACUCUUUGAUGCUCUAGAAAACCAGUCUUUCUUAAGUUCAGGAAAACUGUUAGAACUAUCUUUCACUUCUGUUUUGAUUUUUCACUUCCUAAUUACUGAUUUAGCCCAUCUUGGUGUUUUAUACUAGGAAUGUAAAGGUAAACCUUAUCAAGAAAAAGUGAGGGUAAACCUGAACUUAAUUAGGCGAUGGUAGUUAGAGAGUCCACAUGGUUUUUUUGUUCUGUUUUUACAGUAGGAAGAAGGAAGUUAAUUUUAUCAUGAUGAUUGUAAACUAUGUCAUGGGGCAGGAAUUUAGUUCUUAAAUAGCUGAACUGCUCUUUGGUUCUUUUUGCUCUUGCUAAAAUGAAAAGGAGAGAGGCAACGAAUUACGUCAUACUUGGUCUUUUCUUUCAUCUUUCAAUAUAAAAUAUUCUUCUAACAGUUUUUUUUUUUUUUUUGGUCUUUUCUUUCAUCUUUCAAUAUAAAAUAUUCUUCUAACAGUUGCAUCAAAAAGGUGAGUGGUAUCAUUUCUUGUGCAGAACGGUGUACAUCUUUUCUCCAACUUACAUUCUUAAUUUCAUUGCUGGAAAGAAGGAAAUUGUAAUUGAUUUUACUGUGUAAUUGCACUCAGAGAUGUAGAGAUUCGGGAGUCCCAGAUGCUACUUAGCAUAAACCAGACAUUUAUAACAGAGCCAAUAAGCAAGCUAUAUAGUUUUAUAUUUGGAUAUGUAUUUAACAGAGUAUUUUAGUAUCUAAAGAACUAGAGGCAGCCAUUGACUGUUUAGUUAUGCUGUUAUUUCAUAUACCACCUCUCUCCCCAGUUUACACUCGCUUGUAUCCCACACUCCUGCACCCAUCAACCUUAUUAAAAUUGAGCUGCUGAAAUGAUUUCCUCCAAAGAAAACUCACUUUAAAAAAAAAAAAAAAUUAUUGUGCUUUAAGUGUAAGUUAGCAAAUCAAGUCAGCCUCUCAUACAAAAACUUAUACACACCUUGCUCUGUACCCCUAGCAGCUGUCACCCUAAUGAGACAGCACACUCCUCCUCUCCACCCUGUAUUCCCCGUGUCUGUUCAUCCAUCUCCUGUCCCCCUGUGCCUUCUCAUCUCGCCUCCAGACAGAAGUUGCCAACAGGAGUUGUUUCACGUGUCUCCUUGGAGCCAAGAAGCUCACUCCUCACCAGUAUCAUUUUCUGUCUGAUAGUCCAAUCCAAUGCCAGUUUGGAAGAGUUGGCUUUGGGAAUGGCAAACUCACAUUUGAGUAAUGGUUGAGGUCCUCUUGUAGGUCAGCAAGGAAGAAUAUUUAUGAACCUGGGAAUCCUGACUAAGGUUCAAACUUUUUUCUGUUCUUUUGACUUUCUUUUAAGAACUUCUGCCUCCAACACAAUCACCUCCUCUAUUUGUUCAGUUCUGUGUAUUCAUGUUUUCCUGUAUUUUUCCUCUUUUCUCCUCUCCUCGAUUUGUUUUGGUAUGAUUUAGAGGAUUAGGGUAGAGAAUAACUUUUUCUCAAACUUCCAAGUCAUUUUGAGUGUGGUAUAACUGAUACAUUAAUAAAAAAUUCAAUUAAGCUUAAUAUUUAUUUUCUUCUUUAUGUGUUCUAUAAUGUUCUGUUUAGGGAGGGAGAGAAGGAGUGGAUUAAAGACUGUAACAAAAUGAAUGCAAUAGCAUGGGACAGAAAUAUAAUCAGGAAAGCUCAAAGUUAGAUAAGAAAGUGAUUCCAAGGGGGUAUAAAGAGAACAUUGAGAAGAAAGAGAGGAAAAUGAUACUUUAUCUGUAACUCCAAUAAGCAUUGAAAUCCCAUCCUUAGAUGUGGCUCUUUUGUCCACUAGUAUCUAGAAAAAGGAAUUCUUCAUCUUCCUGAGGAAGUUCCCAUUAAGAACAGGCUCUCUUUGAUUUAAAUGGUUGUGAAUGUUAGUUUGCCAUACUAUGUCUACUCUUUUUUUUUUUUUUUCAGUUUAACAUAAUACUAUUAUUAUCUUGUCUAUUAUUAGCUCAGGAAACCCUGGUGGUGUAGUGGUUAAGUACUACAGCUGCUAACCAAGAAGUUGGUAGUUUGAAUCCGUCAGGCGCUCCUUGGAAACUCUGUGGGGCAGUUCUACUCUGUCCUAUAGGGUCUCUAUGAGUCGGAAUCGACUCGACGGCAGUGGUUUUGGUUUUGGGUUAUUAUUAGCUCAUAGUUCUGUAGGUCAGAAGUCCAAUUCUCUGCUCAGGGUCUCACAAGGCCAAACACCAGGUUGGAGUGGGCCCUUAUCUGGAGGCCCUGGGGAAGAAUCUGCUUCAAGUUCAUUCAUGUUGUUGGCAGUCUUCUGGUCAGCCAUAGGUCUGAGGUCCCCAUUUCAUUGCUGUCAGCCAUGGUCUGCUGUCCAUUCUUAGAGGCCACCGCUUCCUUCUCAUGUGCCCCUCUCCAUCUUCAAAGCCAGCAACAGCAUCUUGUCUCUCUGACUUCCCCUUUGGUUGCCACCUGGAUAAACUUUCUGCUUUUAAAGGACUCAACUGACUGAAUCAGGCCUACCAGGUUGAUCUCUGUAUCUCAAAGUCAACUGACUUCGGACUUUAAAACCCCUUCACAACACAGUACUGCUUUUAUAUAUAUGUGUGUGUAUAUGUAUGUAUAAAUAUGUGUGUGUGUGUGUGUAUAUAUAUAUAUAAUUGUGCUUUAGAUGAAAGUUGAUGGCUCAAGUUAGUUUCUCAUUCAAAAAUUUAUGCACAAAUUGCUUUCUGAAACUGGUUGCAAUCCCCGCAGUAUGACAGCACUGUCCCCCUUAUCUCUACUCUUGUUUGAUAUUUCUUUUUCAAAUGAGAUGAAUGCCUUCUUGUAGAACACAUUUUGUUUCUUUUAUAGGACAGUACCUGCCCCUCAAAUCAACAGUAGACACUUGAAAGUGUCUUUUCAUUUGUUUCAAAUACAAACACAAUGUAACAGGAGAACCUGAGCUAUAGCUAUAUGAGUGUCUCAGAGGUGAUGUUUUCUCUCUCUCUCCGAGUACUUUAUGUAUUUUAGAUACAGUACUAUAUUUGGAUAUGUCACUGCUUCUUGUCUCUUAUAAAAAAUUUAUUAGCAGUUUCACAUACAUAGCAUGGAUUGUAAGGAAGAGACAUACCCAAGAAGCUUAAAUAAUAGGAACUUAUUGUAAGAUACUUGGGGAAUUGAGGCAGCACAGGAAACUGGCUCAGGAGCCAAGUCAUCGUCCUGUGCCGUGCUUCAUAGACUGGAAUGUACAGUGGUCCUCAUGGAGAAUUGGGAUAGUGGCUCGUUUACAUUCCUGAUUCAGCCGCAGCUUCAGUGGUUCUACUUUAGUCCUUUUUACACGUUGCUCAUUUAAAUUUUCCUUAUGUAGUAUCGCUAGGCAGCCUUGGCUCAUAAUCCAUGGUCUGUUUAUUUGUGAUCAGGAAGGUAGAGUUGGUUUCAUGAAAUGCGUUUUCUGGCUUUGUAAGCCAGCAACUUUAUGCAGAAGGAACAACCUAGGUCCUUUCUUCUUAGAAAAUGAUUGUGGUAGGAUCUUAGAGCUUAAUAAACUAUUUAUUGCACCACACAACCCAGUUUGUUUUAAAUCCUCUCUUUUAUUGGUCCCUAAUUGUUUGAUCUACAAAGCUUGCCUUCUCAUCUGUUUUGUCAGCCUCUUAAAGGCAGAAAGCAUUGUAUGCUUCUUUAUUACCACCCUUGACACUCAGCCCAAUGCCAGCCACACAGUGUUUACUGCUCGGUGUAAUUUUAGGUGUGGUUCACUAAGGGAAGUCACAAGUGAUGGAAGUUUACUGUUUUUCAUAAUCUUUCAAAAGGUAUUUUUACAUCUGUUUGCUUAAAGAAAUUUGAAUCUGUUUUACUGAUCCAAGAAGUAGUAAUGCGAGCAGCGCUGAGUCCUGGCCGAGGGCUCAGUUAGAGAGGACCACUCUUUUGCACGGUUUAGGGUUGCCGUAGCCAGAGAUGCAGCAGCUUUGUUUCCUGUCUGUGAACCUAAGCUUUAGAGCUAAAGAAUUCAUCUGGGGGAAAUCUUGAGCAACUUUCUAUUUUGAUAGGUAGAAAUUUGAGGUACUUGCAUCCUCAUUUUUUAAUAUUUAGCAGAAGCAGUUUGGGGGUGGAUUGUUGUUAGACCUUACACCUUCUUUUGUAGAGAGGGGAUGGUGCCUUGUGUCUGUAUAGAUCCAACCAGCAUGAGACAGAAACUUAAAAGAGAAACUAUAGGAAAGACUGACUGUUGUAGAAAAGUUGACUAGUGGUGUUAUUUGUUCAGAAUGUUUGCAAAGGUUUAUUCCCAUGAUGGCUAUAAAAAAGAAUUUCAUGUAGUAGCAGUGACAUUUCCUAGAUUAAUACCUAAUUCAUGCUUAGAAGGAUGCUAUGAUGAUUCCUUGAUGUAUGUUAUUUCUUAGAAAUUUAUGUGUUGUGUGUGUGUGUGUGUGUGUGUGUGUGUGUGUAUUCACAAGCAGGAGGAUUCCUUAGUAAUCAAAGGAAAUUUGUCAGUUUAUAAGGUCUACUUCAAAAGGAUACAGCUCUGUCUUUAGUUUCUGAAACUUCACAAUUGAGCAUACACAUGGAUCUUGGAGUUUGGCCAUUUUCUUAUCUCCCCUUUCAAGGCUUUUCAGCCAAAUUCUUUCUCUAACUAGAGGAAAAAAAAAAAAGUGAAUAAAUGAAUUUUGGAAGAUAGUUGCACUUUAAAAAGUCUUAUCUCAGAAGAGAUACUUUAAAGAAGCCUUUUUCUGGAAGACUUUCCUAAUUAAUUUUUAGUUUAAUUUAAAGUAUACUUUCUCAUUUAGGUCUAAAGCACAUUACAAAAUAUAGAGCAGAGCUCUGAGUAUCUGCUCAACUAAGGUUUACUUAAUGGUUACCUCAGCAACAUGUUCUUUAUGUAGCCAUUUUUUAAUUUUAUUUCAUUUAUAUUCAAAUACUAAAAUCUUUAAUGUAUAUGACCUUUAUGUCUUAUGAAUCUCUUUCACAUACGUAAUCUUGGCAGUUUCUUCCAUAUAAGAAAGUAGGUAUUCUUCGUCUUAUGAAUGAGAAAACUGAGACAAAGGACACAGAAAUGGUAAUCAGUAGAAACCAGUAACCAAUUGCAAUGGAGUUGACGCCAACUCAUGGCAAGCCCAUGUGUAUCAGAGUAGAACGGUGCUCCAUAGGCUGAUAUAUUUAUUUUCAAUUUUCAAAUGAUAUAUGUGUAUAUAUAUAUAUGUGUAUAUAUAUAUACACACACACACAUAUACAUUUGAAAAUUUCUUUUUAAAGAUAUAAAAUUGGUUAUGAAUUGGAGGUCAUACAUUUUUAUUUGUUAGUUAAUUUGUAGAACUUACCUUCUUUUUUUAUUUUUGGUGACAAUACUCAGAAUAUUGUAUACUGUCUUACCCUUCACCAAAAUUACCGCUUAUCUAUUGUCUGUUUAGUGUUUUUCCAUUCUCACCCCUCCUAGGGACUCCAGUAGAACUAGGCAAUAACUGAUGUACUCGAAUACUGUGGUUUUUUUCUUUACGUUUUUGUCCUCCUUUUGUGUGUGUUGCAGAUUAAAGUUGCAGAUUAGUAAGUGGCAAAAUUACUCUAGCCCUUCAAAGCUAACCAUGUUUCUUUGCCAGAUCUACUGGGCAGUUUUAUUGGAGUUAUUUUUGUAACAAUUCAGAAUUUUCUGUUUUUUAAUUACUUGGUUAUAAAUUAGUUGCUUUAUUAGGUUACACUUUUGUAACACUGAAGAUUAAUGGUCUGAAAGAUUAUAAUAUAGCACCAGAUUUCAAACCGGAAUAGAAUAAAUAGACCUUGAGAUAUCUAGUUUCUGUUUUAAACAAUAUCUGAAAUUUCCAACGUGCUGGAAAAAAAGUGUAUUUACCAUGUCUUAAAAAGGAAGCAGUUUAGCCAAAAUCGGCGCUAUUUUAAUCAUUGUUGCCCUAGAACUUCUCAUAGAGAAGACUGUUUUUGUGUAAAUGAGCUUUGUUAUGGAUUCUGUAUCUGGUGUGCCAGAUACUUGAGACAAGAAACUUUUGAUCUUGAAAAUCUUGUUAAAUAUGAGUUACUUUUGUGUGGUUUUAGGGGAUUUAGUCAUUUGUUCCUUGACUGUAUAAUGGAUUGCUAAACUGAACAUUUAAAAUGUUGCUAUUUGGACUUUUAAAUCGCAAACUCUAAAGUAACUUGCUUUAUUUUUGAUAAACGAUUUUCAGUAGUCUGUGUAACUAGACUUGUGUAUGGAAUAGCCGUGGACACAGAGAAUUUGUUAAAACUCAUGAAUAAUUUCAAGUCUCCAAAAUUCUCAGGAUGAUGCACAAAUCGGAGCAGGAGAAUUUUCCGAUUGCUCAUUAGUAGUCUUUUUUAUUUUAUAAUGUGUUUUUCAUAUGUUCCUCAUGUUUAAAUGCCCUUUUUAGGUUGCAUGUUUCCCCCGGGCGGGGACCAAGUCUGUUCGUUUUGUUUUGUCUUUCUGCAGAGUCCGGUGCAGUGCAUGCUCUGUGCAGAGCAAGACCUAAACAGCCGUUAACUGCUCAGACCCAUUAAUUGCGUAUUGGACCCUUUUACCUUAUUUUUAUGUCCUGCUGUUCAAAAGAUUACUAGAGAUAGAAUUUGUAGAAACAAAGGAAGAAAUGAAAAAAAAAAAAAUCUACUUUGAUGUAGAUGGACCUUUUUAGCUGUGAAAUGGAGUCAGUUCUGAAAGAGUUUUGAAGUUACACUGAAGAAAUGGUGGGAUUUAAUAAUCGAUAGCCUAAAGUCCUGCUGGUUUUCUUUUCAUCAAAUUUCAGAUUUUUCCUAAAGAGCGAAGAAAAUAUUUCCCCAAAUCAGAACUGCUUCCUAAGAGAGAAUAUUUCUUCACAUCAUGGCUAUGUGGGAAAAAAUGUUUUUAAUUAAACAACUCAUAGAUGCAGUCUGUAGAGACCUGCAUUCUCUUUGCAGUUCUGCCACUCAGUGCAUUUCCUUUGUGACCUUGGACAAAGCACUUAGUCUCUCUUAUCUUCAGUUUCUUUAUCUGUACAAUGAUAAAGUAGAUUCGAAUUGUUGCUCUACCUCUAGUAUUCUGUAGUUUUCUUAAAGCUGUGUGUGUGUACUUGUGUAAACUCACUGAAGUUACUGAAAUCAUUCAGUCUAGUAGAGUUAGUACAUUUUAAGGGUUUUGAAAAACAACCUUAAAAGAAACAACAAAAUGUCAAAUUACAAAGUGUGCCCACAAAGUAAUGAGUUUGAUUUUUUAAGAGCUGGAGGUUUUGUUAUUUUUUUAAUAAUGCUUGUAUGGUGCUUACAUCUGUCAAUCUUUAAUCUUCAAGAUAUCCCUAUGAGGUCAAUGUAAUUCUUAUCCUCACUUAACAGAUAGGGAACGUGAGACACAGAGAGUUUAACUGAUUUGUCCAAGGUAACAGAGACAGAAUGUAACCUAGGCAGCUUGGCUCCAGUAUCUUGUGUUCCUAAUGACUUAGCUAUAUUGCCUUUCUAGGACUUUUAUAUCCAAAUGUCAUGUGUUUCAAAGUAGUCAACUUGGAAUUUAAUUCCAUUGAUCUGUCUGUUCAAAACAUACUUUGAGUUUCUUCAGGUUCAUUUUCCAAAAGAGAACAAGACUACAGAUAAAGCUCUGUGGAAAACCAGUCCUUAUGCUACUUAAAAUAAUAGCGUGGGAGAAACAAGAGCCAGCAGGGAAACAGAAGAAAUUAUUAGAGAUAUAGAAGGAGGAUUGGAAUGAUAUAGUGCAGAUGAAGGGAAACAAAUCAAGAAAUGUUUAUUUUAAAACAUGAACGUCAAGGAAGAAUAGUUCAAAAGGGAGAUGGUCAGCGCUAUCAGAUGUUAGAGAGCUUGCUGAAGAAAAUCCAUUUGGCUUGUAUAAACUUAGAAGUCAUUGGUAACUUGAGAUUAUAGUUACGGUAGAGUAGUCAGAACAAAAUCCACAGUAGAGGCCGUUAGGAGAGAAUGUGAAGGAAAUGAAGUGUUGGGUUUGGUAAAUUUGGCCUUGAAGGGAAGGGGAGAUAGCAUGAAUGCAGUUAAAGGGAAGAGAACUAAGGUUUUUUUAAGGAUCCAAAAAAACCCCAUUAUCCUCAAGUUGAUUCCAACUUAUAGUGACCCUACAGGGCAAAAUAGGACCACCCAUAGGGUUUCCGAGGCUAUAAAUCUUUAUGGACGCAAACUGCCACAUCUUUCUCCCUUGGAGCAGCUGGUGGGUUAGAACCACUGACCGUUUGGUUAGCAGGCAAGUACUUAACUGCUGUGCCACCAGGCCUUCUGUUUUCAAGGAUAGGGGAGAUAUAAAGUAUGAGGUAGAUAGAGGCCCUGUGGUUAAUUUGUAUAUGUAUAAAUAUAAGAAUACAGCAUAAGUUUUAUUCUUGACAGAUGUUUUAAAGAAAAACAAGUCAAGGUUUUUUCCUCAUCUGUAUUCGUGUUUUUGUGUUUAAAGCAAAACAUACAGAAAAUUGAACAAUUUUUGUUUGUUGAUUUGCAGUAGGACUACAAAGAAAAGUGAAAGGGAGUAUGGAAUUAAAGCCAGAUUUAAAAAAAGUAAAAUCAUAUUUAAAAUCUUUCUGAGGCAUAAAAAGUCUUCUAAAUCUUAAAUAGUUGUUUUCUUGAUAAUGGUAAAGGGUUUUUAAAGUAUAAAAGUUGAUAGAACAAUUUCUAGUUUAAUUUUUAUGUAGAUCAUCUUAGAGUUUUUCCUCAUAUACAAGUCAGAAAACUAGCAAAAUAGCCUAUUAAAUGAUUUUAAAUCUAAACAAAAUUUGGUACGUACUUUUUGUUGAUGUCACAAAAUUUAAUUAUGGAGGAAGCAGCUGUUAUAAUUAGGAAAGCUGAUGAUUUAUGAUCUGACUCAGGACUAAGGUUUGACACACUCAUGUCAUCCCCUGCCCUCCCAUUUGCAAUGAUUUGUUCAUUUUGGACUCUGAUUUAUUUAACUUUUAACACCACCGGCAAAUCUGAACACUGACACUUAGUUGGUUUUUCCUGAAAAAUCUUAAGGCUAAUAAUUAUGUGAUAUUAUUUCAAGCUAUUGCUGCUGAUCUACUAUGAAGGGCAUUUUAUGGGUAGGCUUUGAGGAGUUUCCAAUUCAUAGGCUGGGAAUCACGCUGGUAGCUUAGCAGGAUGGAUGAUUAGCUGAGAAUAGGAGUUUAGCAUAUGCCCAACUAUGUAAUUAUGUAAUUGUUUGUUUAAUAUCUGUUUCCCCUGCUAGGCUGUAAGCACCCUGAGGGCAAGAAUCAUCUCUGUGUUAACCAUCACGCUAUCCCUGGCACCCAGCAUAGUGCCAGGCAGGUAGCAGGUAUUCAGUAAAUAUUGAAUGAAUGAACAAGUGAAGCAACUGGAUACUGAAUGUCCAUUUGACAUCAUAUUAUUCUAAUUAGUUUGUAGUAUGAGCAUAAUGUGAUAGAGAAUCAGCUCUUCUUGAGUUUUUUUUUUUUUUUUUUUGAGGCUAUCCAUUUCCUAUGGUAAAUCUAGAAAUCAGUAUUUGAAAAUUAGUGAUUUCAGGUGCAUUUUUAAAAGGCGAGGUGCCAUUUUGCAUGUGAGAAACUUAGGGGAGAUUUAGGAUCUUCGUGUUUGUAAGAUGAAACACUGAUCUUAGUAGUAUAUGGACAGAGAAGAUUAUCUUUCAAUUAGGGUGCUAAACAGACUGUGUUGUCAUCUUAAGCUGCAGAAUGAAUACGCUCCAUAACUAUAUCUAUAGCCAAAACCGAACCAAAUCCAUUGCCAUCAAGCCAAUUCCAACUCAUAGUGACCGUAAAGGACAGAGUAGAACCACCCCAUAGGAUUUCCAAGAAGCAUCUGAUGGAUUUAAACUGCUGACCUUUUGGUUGACUGGUGUAGCUCUUAACCACUACGCCACCAGGGUUUCCAGAGGGGACAGUGGGCUGCAUGAGCCAGGAAUCAAACCCAGGCCUCCGGUGUGGCAGGCAAGAAUUCUAUCACUGAACCACCCAUGCGCUAAAGAGGCCUGUUUUUGAUGUGUGUCUAUCAUACCCUCUUAGAAGAAUGUGAAUGUCUUAGCAUUUUAUCCUCCACACAGUAGUUAUAUAUGGAAAGUAUUCAAGUAAAGCUUGUCAGUUUAAAUUAUUGAGUCUUCCAGGGACUGUCUUUUGAAUGAUUUAUUUCGAGUCAUUUAUGUCUGAUUAUGGAGUCCUGGUGGCCCAGUGGUUAAGAGCUCCACUGCUAACCAAAAGAUCCACAGUUCGAAUCCACCAGCCUUUCUUUGGAAACGCUCUGGGGCAGUUCUGCUCUGUUCUAUAGAGUCGCUAUAAGUCGGAAUGAUUCGACAGCAACACGUUUGGAUUUUAGUGUGUCUGAGUAUAAUAAACCCAGAAAUGAAUGUCAAAAAAGUAAACUAAAAAAUAUCAUACAGAAUAAACCAAACCCAUUGCUGUCGAGUCGGCACAGGGUUUCCAGGGAGCAGCUGGUAGAUUCGAACUGCUGACCUUUUGGUUAACAGCCAUAGCACUUAACCAUGUGUCACCAGGGCUCUGCAGAAUGAACAGACUUCUCUUAUUCAGUUUAAGUUAUACAGCUAUUUGUUUUCGGAUUCUUUUUUUUAUUGAGUAGAAAUGCAAUAACUCUUAUUCUGUUAUGAAUGAGUCUUUGGAGGGAGGGUGUCACAUCUUUACUUUGAAGUCCCUUGAAGAGGCUGAUUGAAUUCUCCGUCUAAACUGUGCUAUGAGUUAGUAGCUUCUGAGUAUUUGUUGUGGUCGAAGUACAAGCAAUGUGAACUAAAAAGAGAAUGAUAUAUAAUUAAAAAAAUUUUCCCUUUGACUUUGAAAUAAGGAAAUUGCAGCUUAGAGUUAUGUAGGCAGACAUUUAUCCACUCAUCUUCUGUAUGUUUAACUCUGACCUUUCAGCUCCUAUUUUGCCAUCAGGCCCAAGACCCGGCUGAAUGCUAAGAGAGUGGAGAUCCGUAGAUUGAUGCAGAUUAGUGGUUCUCAAACUUUUUGUUUUCAGAAUUCUUUAGUAUUUUCCAAAACCCAAAGAAACAUUGGUGAGAAGUGCAGCACAGCUUUUCCAUUUUUGCAAAUUUCUUUUAUCUCUGGCUUAAUGGAAGCCAGCUGAAUGCUCAUAUCUGCAUCUGCAUUAAUCUGCCUCUUUUUUAGAUGAACUAUAUGAAGAAAUCUAGCCUCACACAGAUAAGACGUUGGAUAAAGAAGGAAUAUUUAAUAGCCUUUUGCAGAUAAUUGUGGAUAUUCUUCUUUGGUGCUACGCCAAAACUCAAAAAGAGGUAGUUUCUUAAAGAUUCCUUGCAAUAUGGAAGCUAAGUCAGUGAACUUUUCCUUCUCUGACACAUGAAAAUCCAUUGGUUUAUCUUGCACUUUGAAUGGAUCUUUUACCCAUAAGUGAUUUCGUAAUAUCACAUGUUGGUUACUGGGAAAAUAUUGGUUCACUGACUUAUGAAGAUCUUCCAAAUACUGGUACAUUUCAUUAUACGGUAUUUAAAAAUCACACUUCGAUACCAUCACAGAUCUCAUAAGAAAAGACUUUAAGGAUUGUUAAGCUGAUGGUAGCAGAUACAAGUUUGUAGUCCUCUUGAAAGCUCAAAUUUUAUCAUUGUCAAAAAUUUUAUCGGUCGAUUUUCUUAAAAUGGCAAGCUUACUCAAUUCAUUUUCAAAAAAAGUAUCAAAUCCCCAAGUCUGAAUACCUGCAGUUUCUCUGUCAGUCAUUCUUUCAACUAUAUAUUGGCGUUCCAUGAAAGAACUAGCUAGUACGGCUCACAGCUCGAAACAGUUAAACGGGAUUUUUCCCAGACAACCGUCGUACCUCAGUAUGCAGCAGAAGUACUUUACGUAUAUUUCCCAUUUUGUCAUGUACAAUAUUAAAAAGAAGUCUACUCAAGGGUCAAAAUUUAAUAAAAUUAAUAAUUUUUAUUGCUUCAUCGAAGACGUUCUUAAAUUAAACUGGUGUUUAUUUAUCCACUCAUUUAUUUUGUGAACAUGGGCGGUGACGAACACAGGGAAGUAUAAUACAGUCUGCUGCCCCGGCAUUGCCUCUGCACCGUCAGUGUCGGUAUCCACACGGUUGUUCCGUGGCAAACGAUGAGAUUCAAAAAAGUUGCUCAACACGGAAUAGUGUCGCUUGUGCUUGUUGCCAAGCGUUUCUUUGUUACUAACUACAAGGAAAACAAGUCUGUAGACUCUUCCAUUGGUGAAAUAAAAGCAUAAUUCUGCAAUCAGGAUAUUAGCUCUCACGUUUGCAGCUAACACUUCAAUUUGGUGAGUUAUUGUAUGGUUGAAAAGUAGCAGUACCGUGAUUUCCAUCUGGCGUGGACUAAGUUCACCUAUUCAAGGUUUUAUUAGUCUCUCAGGUGUUGUAUGUGCUUCCCUGGCCAAAGCAUCAUGAUAACUUACCCUGUUAGAUGAUGCCUCAGUGGCUUCCUUAUUUCUAGUUGGAAAAGCCGUAACAAUUUUUGACUUUUAAAGGACUCAUCAUGUUUAUAUUUAAAAUAUUGAGUUUCUUUUCUUCCAACUCUACAUGAUUGGUCUCAAAAUGACAUCAGAGCUUAACCGGCACCAGAAUAGCAUUUGAAACGCUUUGUUGCUCAGAGGGAAUAAGAUUAAUUAUUAAUACCUGUAAAACAAGAUAGUGUUCAACAUGUGACUGUUUCUUAUAGAUUGUUUUAACCAGUUUCUUUGGAGUAGAUUCUGCCACAGAAUUCUUUGCUUUAUCAAUUUUAUCUUUUUUAGCGUCGUGGAUUUUUGAGUCAGUGAUUCAUCCUUAAAUAUAGGAGAAAAAAUACAUUAUAAAUGGAUUUUAUUUUAUAAGACAAUAUUAAACUUUAAUAGUUUUAGAUAAAAUUUAGAAAUUAAAAAAAAAUUAUUGAAAAACAAGACACAAAGUGUUACUUAGGUUUUUGUUGUAUUUGGCGAGUUUCAAUAGUGAAGUCCCUGUAACUAAACUCCAUAAUAAUGUGUUUUCAAAACUUCUCCAUUAAUCCGUUACUAGGUCUAGGUCAUGGAAAGCUUUAUAUCUUAAGAUUUACUUAUUCAUAUAUUCAGCAAGUAUUUACUCAAAAGCUAUUUAAUGAGUUUCUGAUGAUAAAUAAAACAGACACAGCCUCUUUACCCAUGGAGUUUACGUUUUAGUUGGUGGUGCUGAACAGAACUAAAAUAAGUAAACAGAUAAAUUAGUAAAAUAUUUAGCAAAUUAUGAUAAGCAUAGUGAAGAGAUCUGAAACAUGGGGGUGGAGGCAGGGAGAGGAGAGUUUCCAGGCAAAGGAAAGAGCAUGUAUGAAGGCCCUAAGUCAGGAAAGAACUUUAUUUGCGGUAUUAAAAAAACAAAACAAAACAAAACAGUGUAGCAGGAGGUUAGUGAAUGAAUGGAAUGAAGAGUGAGGCUGAGUAAUGAAAAUGAGGUUGGAGAGUUUGGAAGCGGCCAGACCGUACAAGACAUUGUGAGCUCUGGUAAGGAGUUUGGAUCUUAUUCUGAGGGCCAAAGAAGGGAUUUAAGCAUUUGAAUAGCAUGAAUUAGUUUGUAGGGUGACUUUUAUUGCUGCAGAGAUGAUAGACUAGAGGAAAACCGCUUAGGAGCAGAGAGACCAAUUAGAAGUCUUUUUCAGUGGUCCAGGCAAUAGAUGAAGGCCAUGGAGUAAUAAAUGGGUUCUAAAUAUAUUUUGCAGAUAGUAUCAGUGGGAAUUACAGAUAUGUUAGAUGUGUUCAGAUUUCUCGCUUGAGUUACUAGGUAGAUGGUGUUACCAUUUAUUGAGAUGGAAAAGAUUUGGGGUCGAGGGAGAAGGAUAAUAGGCUGGGGAUGCAAAUUGAGAGUUCUUUUUACAAACAUUAAGUUUAAAAUGUCUAUGAGACUCUCAAGGGACUAGGUCAACUAGCCAGUUAGCUCUGAGAGUCAGAGACUGAUGUUGAGGACAAAUCUGACCUAAGAAGGUGAAUUUGGGAAUUAUCCACUGAUAGGUACUUAAAUCCACUGGAGUAAUAUAAUUAACUAGAGAUAGAGUGUAGAGGGAGAAAAGGGCCCAGGACUGAAUUAGGGCUUGGAUUAGAGAAGGAUGGGCCCGCAAAGGAGACUGAAAAGGAGCAGCCAGCAAGGUAGGAGGAAAGCCAAGAAUGCCCAGACAGGAGACCUUUUCAAGAGGGAAGGAGUGGUUGGCUCCUGAAUACUGCUGACAGAUCAGGUAAGAUGAAAGUAAGUAUGCGCUGGAUGUGUCGACAUGAAAGUCAUUGGGAUCCUUGACAAGAGCUCUUCAGUGAUGAGAUGGAGUAGAAGUUAGAUGAAGCACAGAUUAGGUGGUAAGGAUAUGAGGACAACAUAACUAUUUCAAGAAUUUUUCCUGUAAAAGGAAUAAAGAGAAGGGAGGGUUUUUAAAACCCUGGAUAAUAACUGUGUAUUUUUAAGAAAUGAGCGAGUAGGUAGGAAUAAGGGGUAUACAAAGGAAUGAAGUCCUUGGGAAGCAGCAAGAAGGCGAAAUUCAGAUCACAAGGGGGAGGAAGGAUUGCUCUUUGGUAGAAGGUGGAAUCUGUCUUCUCUUGUGUAGAGGAAAGGGGGGUUCAUAGGUAGGAGAUUUGGUGCGAGGAAGAGAAGAAACGUCUAAUCGUUUCUGUUCUCCCAGUGAAGCUCAAUGUGAUAUCACCUGCUGAGAAUGAGGUUAUUGGAGAAGGUGUGGGAAAUUUGAGGAGAGAGGCGCAGGUCUGAAGCAGUUGUCUUAGCAAGUGGGAUAGUGAGCCUAUCAGAGAAGUAUAGUAGGAGUAUCAAGCUAUAGUGAGAUGCCAGCUUGCAACAUAGAGAGUUUAAAGUGAAAUCCCAGCAACAGCAUCCCUGAUGUAGGAUUACAGUUGAUGAAUAAAACGUAGCGUCUGCACUAGUUUAUAAUCCAAAAAAAAAAAAAAGACGAAUUAUGGUUCUUGUUGGGUGCCGUCAGGUUGGUUCCAACUCAUAGCGACCCUGUGUACAGCAGAAACACUGACCAGUCCUGUGCCAUCUCACAAUCGUUGCUAUGCUUAGACGCAUUAUUGCAACAAUGCUCUCGUUGAGGACCUUCCUUUCUUUCACUGAUGCUUCGCUUUACCGAGCGUGACGUCCUCCUCCAGGGACUGGUCCCUCCUGAUAACAUGUUCAAAGUAUGUUAGACAAAAUCUUGCCCUUUUUGCUUCUAAGGAGCAUUCUGGCUGUACUUCUUCCAAGACAGCUUUGUUCGCUCUUCUGGGAGUUCAGGGUAUAUUCGAUAUUCUUCACCAACACCGUUAUUCAAAGAUAUCCGUUCUUCUUCGGUAUUCUUUAUUUGUUGUCCAGCUAUCGCAUGCAUAUGAGGUGAUUCAAAAUACCAUAGCUUGAGUCGGGCACAUACUUAGUCCUCAAAGUGACAUCUUUGCUUUUUAACACUUUAAAGAGGUCUUUUGCAGCAGAUAUGCCCAGCGCAAUGCGUCUUUUGAUUUCUUUUUAAUUUUUAUUGUGCUUUAAGUGAAAGUUUACAAAUCAGGUCAAUCUCUCAUACAAAAAUUUACAUACACCUUGCUAUAUACUCCUAAUUGCUCUCCCUCUAAUAAGACAGCACAGUACUUCCUUCCACUCUCUCUCCUCGUGUCCAUUCGGGUAGCUUCUGGCCCCCUCUGCUCUCUCACCUCUCCUCCAGACAGGAGAUGCCAACAUAGUCUCAUGUGACCACUUGAUCCAAGAAGCUCGUUCUUCACCAGUAUUGUUUUCCAUCCCCUAUUCCAGUCCAAUCCCUGUCUGAAGAGUUGGCUUUGGGAAUGGUUCCUGCCCUGGGCUAACAGAAGGUCUGGAGUCUAUGGCCUCCGGGGGUCCCUCCAGUCCCAGUCUAACCAUUAAGUCUGGUCUUUUUACGAGAAUUUGGGGUCUGCAUCCCACGGCUUUCCUAUUCCCUCAGGGUUUCUCUGUUGAGUUACCUGUCAGGGCAGUCAUCAGUUGUGGCCGGGCACGAUCUAGCUCUUCUGAUCUCAGGCUGAUGUAGUCUCUGGUUUAUGUGGCCCUUUCCGUCUCUUGGGCUCAUGAUUACUUUGUGUCUUUGGUAUUCUUCAUUCUUCCUUGUUCCAGGUAGGUUGAGACCAAUUGAUGUAUCUUAGAUGGCCGCUUGCUAGCAUUUAAGACCCCAGAUGCCACCCUCCAAAGAGGGAUGCAGAAUGUUAUCUUAAUAGAUUUUAUUAUGCCAGUUGACUUGGAUGUCCCCUGAAAUCGUGGUCCUCAAACCCCUGCCCCUGCUACACUGGCCUUUGAAGUGUUCAGUUUAUUAAGGAAACUUCUUCGUUUUUGGUUUAGUCCAUUUGUGUUGAUCUCUCCUGUAUUGUGUAUUGUCUUUCCCUUCACCUAAAAUGAAACUUAUCUAACAUCUAAUUAGUGAAUACCCUUCUCCGUCCCUUCCUCCGUCCCUCGCGUCUUUUGAUUUCUUGACUGCUGCUUCCAUGGGUGUCAAUUGUGGAUGCAAGUAGAAUGAAAUCCUUGACAACUUCAAUCUCUUCGCUGUUAUCAUGAUGUUGCUUAUUGGUCCAGUUGUGAGGAUUUUUGUUUUCUUUAUGUUGAGGUGUAAUCCAUAUGGAAGACUGUGGUCUUUGAUCUUCACCAGUAAGUGGUUCAAGUCCUCUUCACUUUCUGCAAGCAAGGUUAUGUCAUUUGCGUGUUGCAAGUUGUUAAUGAGUCGUCCUCCCAGUGUGAUGCUGCUUUCCUCUUCAUAUAGUCUAGCUUCUUGGAUUACUAGUUCAGCAUACGGAGUGAAUAAAUAUGGUAAAAGGAUACAGCCUGACACACACCUUUCCUGAUUUUAAACCAUCCAGUAUCCCCUUGUUCCAUUCAAACAACUGCCUCUUGAUCUAAGUGCAAGUUCCUCAUGAGCACAAUUAAGUGUUCUGGAAUUCUCAUUCUUUGCAAUGUUAUCCAUAAUUUGUUGUGAUCCACACAGUCAAAUGCCUUUGCAUAGUCAAUAAAACACAGGUAAACAUCUUUCUGGUAGUCUCUGCUUUCAGCCAGGAUCCAUCCGUCAUCAGCAAUGAUAUCCCUCAUUCCCGGUCCUCUUUUGAAUCCAGCUUGAUUUCUGGCAGUUUCCGGUCAAGGUACUACUGCAACUGUUUUUGAAUUAUCUUCAAAAAAACUUUACUUUCAUGUGAUAUUAAUGGUAUUGUUUGAUAAUUGCUGCAUUCUGCUGAAUCACCUUUCUUUGGAAUGGGCACAAACAUGGAUCUCUUCCAGUCUGUUCGCCAGGUAGCUGUCUUCCAAAUUUCUUGGCAUAGACGAAUGAGUGCUUCCAGCAUUGCAUCUGUUUGUUGAAACAUCUCAUUUGGUAUUCUGUCAAUUCCUGGGGCCUUGUUUUUCUCCAGUGCCUUCAGUGCAGCUUGGAUUUCUUCUUCAGUACCAGUAGUUCUUGAUCAUAUGCUGCCUCCUGAAAUGGUUGAAUGUUGACCAGUUCCUUUUGGGACAGUGACUCUGUGUAUUCCUUCCAUCUUCUCUUGAUGGUUCCUGCAUUUUUCAAUAUCUUACUCAUAGAAUCCUUCAGUAUUGCAACUAGAGGCUUGAAUACUUUCUUCAGUUCUUUCAACUUGAAAAAUAACAAGUGUGUUCUUCCCUUUUGGUUUCUAACUCCCAGUCUUUGCAUAUUUCAUUGUAAUACUUUGUCUUUUUGAGCUGCCCUUUGAAAUCUUAUGUUCAGCUCUUUUACGUCAUUAUUUUUUCCAUUCUCUCCUGCCUUAUAGUCCUUGCCCCUGGGCUGGUGUUCCCCUUGAGACUCGUUCUGUUUUAUGGUCCUGUCUAAUCUUUGGAUGAAGUGUGAACUUCAGGUGUGACUUUUUUACUGAGCUAAAAGGGUGUUUGGGGCCCAUACUCUCAGGUUUUCUCCAGUGUCUGUUAGGCCAGUAAGUCUGGUCUUUUUUUGUGAGUUAGAAUUUUGUUCUGUGUUUUUUCCAGUUCUGUCCAGGAUCAUACAAUACUGUAUGAUGGUUGUGGUGAUUGAAGUAAAUACGAAGUCUUGUGACAACACACUCUAACUAGUAUGGGGGAAAGGGAAGGGCUGUCCUGUGCAGGGAAAUCUUCCUGGAGACUAACAGCUAAGCUGAGACCUGAGUGCUCUGAAAUGCCUUACCUGAGCUACUACAUUAUCAUUCAUGAAAUCAGAAAUAUUCCAGAAGGUAUGAUAGGCACAACUGUACUAUUUACAUCUUUAUGCAGUAGCUUGUUUUCUUUCUGCUAACAGCGUUAUUCAUCUUUGAAAUCUUUGACUGUCAUCAAUCUUUGAGAUGCUGUGAGGAAAAGUGAUAAUAUAUCUUUUUGCCAUGGUUCUCUUCUUUCUCUUCUCUUCCUUCUCUCCCCUCACGCUUUUAUUCAGUUCUACCUGUCGGAAGCUAGAAAAUAUUCAAGAAUUUGUAGCUGGAACCUAAUAUUAUUUUGUUUUCAUUUUGGCAUAUUCUUUAUCAUUUUCAAAAUAGGCUCUAAUUUUAUGCUGUUGUAAUCAGGCAUAUUUGAAUAUUCUGCAUUUGCCUUGAAUUUCUGUUUUAUCCCCUUCUGAGGAGUUAGCCUUCAUAGCAAUCAGGGAACUAGACCACUUGGAAGGCUCUGAUUUUCUUAAUGUAAAAAGUAAACCUUGCAGCUUGUUUGAAGUUAGUUCUCUGAUAUUUGAGACCAAGACUUAUACUUUACCAUAGUUUAUAAUUACAACUGAUAGUGAAGAUCUGUAUGCUAUGCAGUGCUUUGUUAUACAUGCAGGUUGCCUUAAAGGCCAUCUCUGGAUCCCAAGUAGAAUCAGAAGUGCACCUCACAAGUGCUAUGUGUGUGUGUUUUUUAAGGUGAACAUUAGGGUUGUUUUUUUUUUCCUUAUAUAUAUGCAUUUUUUUAUUGUAAUUUAGAUGAAGAUUUACAGAACAAACUAACUUCUCAUUAAACAGUUAGUACACAUACUGUUUUAUGACGCUGGCUAACAACCCCACAACAGGUCAGCACUCUCCCUUCUUGACCUUGGGUUCCCUAUUACCAGCUUUCCUGUUCCCUGCUGCCUUCUAGUCCUUGCUCCUGGGCUGUUGUUCCCCUUUAGUCUAAUUUUUUUUUUUUUUUAAAUGGGCCUGCUUAAUCUUUGGAUGAAGGGUGAACCUCAGGAGUGACUUUAUUACUGAGCUCAAAGGGUGUCCUGAGGCCAUACUCUCAGGGUUUCUCCAAUCUCUGUCAGACCAGUAAGUCUGGUCUUUGAGAGUUAGAAUUUUGUUCUACAUUUUUCUCCAGCUCUGUCCAGGACCUUCUAUUGUGACCCUUGUCAGAGCAGUCAGUGGUGGUAUUGGGCACCAUCUAGUUGUACUGGACUUAGCCUGGUGGAGGCCAUGGUAGCUGUGGUCCAUUAGUCCUUUGGACUAAUCUUUCUCUUGUAUCUUUAGGGUUCUUCAUUCUCCCUUGUUUCUGAAGGGGUGAGACCAGUGGCGUAUCUUAGAUGGCAGCUCACAGGCUUUUAAGACCCCAGAUGCUACGCAUCAAAGUAGAAUGUAGAACAUUUUCUUUAUAACCUAUGUUAUGCCAGUUGAGCUAGAUAUUCCCUGAGCCCAUGGCCCCCACAGCCCUCAGCCCAGCAAUUUGGUCCUUCAGGGAGUUAAUGUGUCUAUGGAGCUUCCAUGACCUUACCUUGGAAAAGUUGUGCUGGCUUCCCCAGUAUUGUGUACUGUCUUACCCUUCGCCAAAGUUACGACAUAUUUAGUGUGUUUCCAUCCCCACCAGAGAUUAGGGUUUUUUGUUUUUGUUUUUGUUUUUUUAAACAGCUUUAUUGAGGUUAUGGAAGGAAAACAUGAUCGGGUCAAUUGGAGUUAAAUGGCUUUAUUGAGUGAGAAAACUGUUGAGAACAGAGACUCUUCUCCAAAGAGAUGAGCUUAUCAUAUUACAAUUUUGAUCAGUUUAUAUAUGGUACAAACUGGUAGGGAAUUUCUCCAAAUUGGGAUUUUUUUCCAGUUUAAAAUGGUUGCUUGUCAUUCACUUGAUUGGUAGAAAGCAGGCUAUCUAAAAGCCAGACUUUAGUUUGAAUUGAUUUAUUAAGUUUGUGUGUCUGCAUAGAGGCUAGUUAUGGUUCAUCUACUUAUUUGCAAUUCCGUACUUUCUAACUUUGCUAUUUUAAAACUCUUAGCAUAGCUUUGCCCAGAAUGGUCUUUAUCAUGAGUUUUUAGCUUCUGGGAAGGGUUAAGCCUGGGAUCAAACAGCUGCCUUUGCCAGAAGUUCUGUUUCUCUCUUUUAAUGAGGUAUAACUGACAUGUAAUAGACUGCAUAUAUUUAAUGGCACAUUUGAUAAGUUUUGACACAUGUAUAUCUCCUUGAACCAUCACCAGAGUCAAGCAUGUCCAUCACUUCUGAAAGUUUUAAGUUUUCUCAUGCCCCUUUGUGAUCCCUCCCUACCUGCUUUCCCGGUCACCAGACAGCCAUAUACCUACUCCUGUUAUUGUAACUUAGUUUACAUUUUCUAGAAUUUUAUAUAAAGGAAUGCUACAUUAUGUACUCUCUGUUUUCUCUGACUCAGCAUAAUUAUUUUCAGAUGCAUGUCUGUUGUUGCUUGUAUCAGUAGUUCAUUCCUCUUUAUUGCUGAGUAAUACUUUGUUGUGUGGGUAUAACCCAAUUUGUUUAUCCAUUUAUCUGUUGGUGGACAUUUGUUGUUUUUCCCCUUUUGGAUACUACAAAUAAAGCUAUGGUGAACAUUCACGUACAAGUCUUUGUGGCAUCAUAUGCUCUCAUUUCUCUUGGGUAAACACCUAGGAGUGGUAUGGCUAGGUUAUAUGGUAGGUGUUAUGUUUGACUUUUUAAGUAACUAUUUUCCAAAGUGGUUGUACCAUUUUACAGUCCCACCAGCAGUUUAGGAGAGUUCCAGUUCACUGCAUACUCAUAACAACUUGAUAUGGCUAGUCUUUUUAAUAUUAGUCAUUCCAAUAGGUGUGUAGGAAACCCUGAUGGCAUAGAGGUUAAGAGUUCGGCCGCUAACCAAAAGGUCGGCGUUUCAAAUCCACCAAAUGCUCCUUAGAAACCCUAUAGAGUAGUUCUACUCUGUCCUGUAUGGUUGUCCUGAGUCAGAAUCAACUUGAUGUCGACAGGUUUGGUUGGUUUUGGAAUAAGUGUGCAAGAAGCCCUGGUGGCCUAAUAAUUAAGUGCUUGGCUGCUAACUGAAAGGUUGGUGGUUCAAAUCCACCUAGCAGCUCUACAAGAAAAAGACCUGACAGUCUGCUUCCAGGAAGAUUACAGCCUAGGAAACCCUAUGGGAUAGUUCUAAUCUCACAUGGGGUCUGAGUCGAAAAUCCACUCGACGACACCUAAGAAAAACAGUAGAUGUAUAGUGACAUGUUAUUGUGGUUUGAAUUUGUGAUUCCAUAAUGACUAGUAAUGUGGGCCGUCUUUUCUUAUGCUCAUUUGCCACCCAUAUAUCAUUAUGGGUGAAGUCCUGUUAAAAUCUUUGAUCAUUUUUUAUUGGGUUGUUUGCCUUCUAAUAAUUUUAUUUUGAUAGUUCUUUAUAUAUUCUGGACAUUAUAGUUGUUGUUGUAGUAUGCUGUCAAAACAAUUCUGACUCAUAGCAACCCUAUAGGACAGAGUAGAACUGCCCCAUAGUAUUUCCUAGGCUGUAAUCUUAAAAAAAAAAAAAAAAAAAAAAAAUUUUUUUUUUUUUUUAAUCUUUAAGGGAGCAGAUUGCCAGGUCUUUUCUCCUCAAAUGUCUGGUGGGUUCGAACUACCGACCUUUUAGUUAGCAGCUGAGUUUAUAACCAUAGUGCCACCAGGUCUUCUUCAUAUUUUGGAUGCAAGCCCUUUAUCUGAUAUGUGACAGUAAUAUUUCUUCCCAGUCCGUGCUCGUGUUUUCAUCCUCUUAUCAAUGUUUCAAAGAGCAGAAAUUCUUAAUUUCGAUGAAAUCUAAUUUGCCGUUUUUUUUCCUUUUAUGAAUUAUGCUUUUGUUGUCCUAGGAAAUCUUUGCCUAACCCAAGGUUACAAAGAUUUUCUCCUAUAUUUUCUUCUAGAAGUUUAAUAAUUUUAGGUCUUACAUGUAGGCCUGUGAUCCAUUUUGAGUUAAUUUUUGUAUAUGGAGUGAGGAAUGGAUCAAAGUUCAUUUUUUUGCAUAUGGGUAUGCAGUAAUGUAUGACAUUCAAUGCCAUGUUUUAGUUCAACAACUUUUAAAGGGAGAAUUAAAGCAAAGCCAUGUUAAAAAUGUUACACCACACUGUCAGUUUUCUGCAUGUUAUCCUUGUUUUUUGUUAGUUUGUGCAUUUUGCUGAAACUUCCUAAGACAGAAUCCUGUGAUUGAACUUCUUCAACCUCAAAUUUCCAGUCUUUAUACUUAGCCAAUGAAAUGUUAUUUAUAUACUCUUUGGAAGCAUAAUAUAUACUGUAGAAAAUUAUAGCAAAAGUGUAAUGGGUAGCAGGAGAUAUUGCCAAACCAAGAUUCUAGAAACCAGAUGAGACUAAACUAACACAUAACAUGUGCUUAUAUAGAUCACAGCACUAGGAAAUACUCAGAAAAGUGAAAGAGGAACUAAAAAUAAGGCUCCUACUACUACUUGUUGUCGAAUCUACUGGUGGCUUUUCUUUGUUUAGCAAAAGAGAGCUGUGGAAUUAGAUCCUUGACAGAAUCUUUUAAAAAUAUACAUAUAUAUAUAUAUGAGUGUGUAUAUACAUACAUACAUAUACACAUAUUCUGUGGAUUGGCUUAAAGAGCAGAAAAUAGUACGUGAUAUAGAUAGUUUAUCCUGUAGCCUCUUGUAGCCUUAUUCAGAGAUAGGAAAAAGUUUUUUUUCUACUUAGCUGUGAGUCAUUACUUUUUAGCUUAGUGGAGAAAAUAACUUUUUGGGUGCUGAUGCAGCAUUUUUUAUAGGCAACCAUGGAUCUUGGGGUUCGAAGUCAGAUAAACAUGGGUUUGAACCAGCAUUGUUCUACUGCUUACAAACUCAAAGACUUUAGGGAAAUACUUUUCAGAGGUUCAGUGUCCUUUUCUCUAAUACAGGAAUAUUAAUAGUUACAUCUUCCUGGGUUGUUAAGUUUAAGUGAAACAAUAAGUCGAAUACUAGCACCGUACGUAUUACAUUGAGCAAAUCUGCUGCAAAAGACUGAACAAAUCUGUCUUGAAAGAAGUACAGCCAGAAUGCUCCUAGAAGCAAGGAUGGUGAGACUUUGUCUCACAUACUUUGGACCUAUUAUCAGGAGGGACGUGUCCCUGGAGAAGGGCAUCAUGCUUGGUAAAGUAGAGGGUCAGCAAAAAAGCGGAAGACCCUCAACGAGACGGAUUGACACAGUAGCAGCAACAAUGGGCUGAAACAGCAAUGAAUGUGAGGGUGGCACUGGACUGAGCAGUGUUCCGUUCUGUUGUACAGAGGGUUGCUGUGAGUUGGAACUCUGUGGCACCAAACAACAAUACGUAUGUUCAUUUCUCUAUCAGGGGAUUGACCUUUGAAACUUAGGCUAGAGUCUGAAGAACUCGCAAGAUGCGGAGAUUUGUUUUCAUUAGAUGUAGCAUAACCAUCCAUGAUCUCCCACUCCCACCAUCAACUUCCCAUAAAGAUUCAUUUUAAUGCUAUUAUUUUCCUCAUCAUUCAUCAAUAGCAGACUUAGAGAAGACAAAAUUAGCACAUUUGGAAAGAGUGAGUAUUAAAACUGCAAGAUUUGACAACAGUGGUUUAUAUGUUAUUAUCUAACUGGGUUUAUGAAGGCUUGAUUUAGAGAAUUUAGGCCUACUCUUUUCCCCUUUUGGCGGGGAAAGGGAGUCACUCUUCCAAACAGGAGGAUAGGCAGGAUCUCCCUGGAUAACCCAUAAUCUCUUCUCAUAACCUUUAGAAAAAGUGAUUUUAAAGUUCUUUGAAAUAUUUCUUGAAUUGAUUCUAAUCCAUUGUUCAUUUCACAUGUCAAUGAAACUAGAUACUUAGAUUACAUAUAGAAAACUGAAUAGCAGAUAUACCAGGCUUUCAGCUCUUUUAAGAGUUUAUUCAAGUUGACUACAUGCCAUUCAGUCUGAUGGAUUUAGUAGAAAGAAACUAUGUAGUUUUUAAUCCCACCUUUUCAUACUGAUGGCAGAUAGGAGUCAUCAAUAUAAAUUUCAGGAGCAGAUACAACUGAUACAUCAUGUAUUCAUCCAGAAGAUGUAAUAGACAUUUUUUUCAUCUGUAGAACAAACCAAGUCUUUAUUGUUCUCUUAGAACUGUUAGUAAGCUAUACACAGUAUCAUAUAUAGAUUUUAAAAGACAUCAGCUUAAGUUUAGUAAUUAUUAAUAGAUCUAAUUGCACAAGGUUGCAAUUCUUUGUUUCUUAUUUUUAGAAAAAGUCUGUUACCUGACAUUUUGAUAGAUAAUUGAUAUCUAUAGGUUAUUAAGGUCAAAGGUUAGUAGUAAAAUAAUUUGAAUUCAAAUUACAAAACAGUUCAAGCCUAUUCUGAUAAAGCAGAUUCACUUUGGUUUAGGUGCUUUGGGUCACCUUUUUAGUUAUCUUGCGUAUUUUUUUAAAUAAAAUACGUCAGUAUGUAUAGAAUACCCUACCUUACAGAAAGAGUCAACCUAAUUUCUGUUCAUAUAUGAUUGGUGGUUAUUUGAAAGCUAUUACCCUCCUAGGAUUAUUUUGCCAGUUUUGUGAUCCGAUUAGAUUAGGGAAGGCAUAGUAUCUCCUUAUGCAAAAUACUUGUUAGUACCAAAAUAAGUCCAGACUCAGUUGUUUUUAUUUAUACUUUUAUUUGUAUUAUAGCAUUUUUGUACAGUUGACCUGAUUUUAAAAUAUAAAGCUAGGGGGACAUAUUCUCCAUCUACCAAAAUGUGAAUCUUGGAUUUAAUUUUGAAACAAAUACCCCUAAUUUAAAAAGGUGAAUGGUAGGGAUGAAUACCAAAAUUCACAACUUUUUUGACCUCGUAGUACCUCUCUUGUUGUUCUCUAAGAGAAAACAUAAAUGGGAAAUAUCUUUAGAGCAUAAAAGGUUUCUUUGCUCAAACCUCUUAAGAACUGAUUUCAAUACCCGAAAAACUUUAUUCAUACUAAGUUGUAACUAAUUAUUUGAAUAAUUGCCUGAUUCUUAUAAUUUAAAAAAAGCCUGAUUUUUAUAAUUAAAAAAAAAAAAACUUUUCCAACUACAGCUAUCCUGAAAGAAUUAUUAUUUAAUCAAGAGAUUGAAUCAAUUUUACCGUCAUUCAGCCAAUAAAAUAUUUAUUAAGUAGUGCUAUGUUCCAGGCUGUUCUCCCAGUAAGAAAUCCAGCAAUGAACAAAACAGACAAAGCCCUUGCUCUUCCAGAGCUUAAUAUAGACAGACACUAAACAAAUAUACAGAUAAAUAUAUAACAGAACACCAGUUUAUAAUAGGUGCUGAGAAGGAAAAUCAGAGUAAUUUUAAAUGAACAUUGAGAAAUUACAUUUUUUCAGGUCAAAGCAUAAAAAUUCUUUGGCUUACGUUUUUUAACUAUGCUUUUGACUGUUGCUGGUGAAAUUUAGAUAAAUUAGAAACUCUUUGUGUAUAUUUUGUACACUAAUCUAAAAAAAUUAGUCCCAACUAGUGAAUUUAGGAAUUAUAAAUGGAAGUGUCUGUAAAGGAAUGAAAUCUUGGUUAAGCACUGCUUAGUCUUAGCAGUAAAAAUCUGCAGCUCAUGAAAUUUGUAAUUCUGGGCUGAUUUCAGCUUGCACCGGCCCCUGGGGAGCCUGUUGAGUUGGAUUAUUAUUCAGCUGCCGAAGUUUUAUGCUUAGGUAUUUUCUUACAUCUUCUUCUCUCAGUUGGUUGAAAUCUUGUAUUUUUGCCAAAGAAAACAAAUCCCAUGCUAAUACGCAGCUAUAAAUAACCAGUGGGAGCAUGAGUCAGAGCCACCAUCGCCCUUACUCCUGGUGUGUAUGUCGCUAGUACUCCCCAGCACAUCCAUUUUGCACAAACACGUAGGACUGCAUGACUGCUGUUCUAUAGACGAACCCCAGUUAUUUAACUGAGGGCUGUUUCUUAAAACUGAGCAACUCUGUAACUCGUAGAAAUCUACAUAUUACCAGAGUGAGCAGCAGAAUAUAAACCUCUGCGUGCUGCUGAUGAGAGAAAAAAAGAAAUGUAUUUCCCACCUUUCCUUUAAGAAGCCCUGGUGGCACAGUGGUUAAAAGAGCUAGGCUGCUAACCAAAAGGUCUGAGGUUUGAGCCUACCAGCUGCUCUGUGAGAGAAAGACGUGACAGUCUGCUUCCAUAAAGAUUCUACAGGCAGUUCUGCUCUGUCCUGUGGGGUCGCUCUGGGUUGCAAUCAACUUGAUGGCAGUGGUUUUUUGGGGUAGCUUUCCUUUAUAAAUCCCGAAAGAGUUCAGUCCAAAAGACAAUUAGAGCUCCAGAAUGGACUUUUACAUGAUGUAGCACAGUUCAGCAGUUUUUCAAGGGAAAAGAGAAAAAAACACGUUUCCUGAUAGUCCUGUCUUUUCUGCUGGUCAGGUACUGUCUGAUAAAAUUUUGUCCUAUUUUGCUUCAUUAGUUCAUUAUUCAUUCAUUCAGUAAUGAACAUUCAUUGAACACUUGCUGUUACCAGACCCUGCUACCAUAGGGCGUAUGUAGAUGAUUAUUAUAAAAUCCUUGUCCUCAAAGAAUUUAUUAUAGUGGAGAAAAGUGAGUUGUAAAUCCAGAAUUUACAACACUGAUAAGGACUGUAAAGGAGAUAUGUGCAUAAUACUUUGACACUACAAAUAAAACUGCCACUAUUUAUGAAGCAUUUAUUGUCAUAGCUGUUUUAUAUGCUAUUUCAUUUAAUCCUUUCAACGACUCUGUGAGGUAAAUGUCAUUACACUAUUUAACUUAUGGCUGGAGCUUGGACUUCGUAUAGGAGAGAGGAGAAGGCAUCAGGAAAGGUUUUUCAAAGGAACAACUCAAGUUGAUUGUAGAGGAAUGAAUAAGGUCGAGGGUGGGAGGAAGGUGGAGCAGUGUGGAAUUUCACACAGAGAGGUGAGUAUGAAUACAAAGGCAUGAGAAGUUGGAGAGAACUGUUGUUGGCAUGUAAAGUAGGUUCUGGGAGAUGAAAGAUGGCAGGAUCCAAAUUAGGAAGGAACUUGUGGCCCAUGCUUAAGGAAUUUGGUUCUUAUCCUGUAGAAGACAGAAAUGUAAUCAGACAUACAUUUAAGGAAGACAGUUCUGUAGCUCUUUGCGCAAGGAAUUAGGGGAGGACUUUUACAAGCACAGUGUUUCUCAAACUUGAGUUAUAUUCCCCUUUUAGAAGAAGAAAUUUUCCUCCAGCAUUGAGUUAUUAUUAAAAUGCUUAUUGUCCCAGUCAUCUAGUGCUGCUAUAACAGAAAUACCACAGGUGCAGGGCUUUAACAAAGAGAAAUUUAUUCUCUCACAGUCUAGUAGCUAGUUUACAAAUCCAAAUUCAGGGGGUCAGCUUCAGGGGACUGCUUUCUCUGUCUGUCGGCUCUGGAGGAAGAUUGCUUGUCUAGUCUUCCCCUGGUCAAGGAGCUCCUCAGGUGCAGGGACCCCAGGUCCAAAGGAUGCGCUCUGUACUCUGCUUCUGGUGCUACUUUCUUGGUAGUAUGAGGUCCCCCUCUCUGCUUGCUUCCCUUUUCUUUUAUUUCUUGUAAGAUAAAAGGAGGUACAGGCUACACCUCAGGGAAGCUCCCUUUAUAUUGGAUCAGGGAUGUGACCUUAGUAAGGGUGUUACAAUCCCACCCUAAUCUUCUUUAACAUAAAAUUACAAUCACAAAAUGGAGGACAACCACACACUACUAGGAACCAUGGCCCAGCCAUAUUGAUACAUACAUUUUUGGGGGUCAUAAUUCAAUCCAUGACACUUAUUAAGUACAUAAACAUAAAACAAAGCUCUAGAAAAAUAUUAUACUUCUAGCUCUACAACUAUAAAAACUAAAUAAUUGUAUAAAUUAAACAUAAAGUUACAAAGCCAAUAGAAUUCAAACCAGUAUUAAUUUAUGUAAUAGAUUAUGUUUUUCUGAAAUAGGUACUACUAACAAAAGAAGGUAGUACUCUUAUGGUACAGUUACUUUAAAUUAUUAAGUAAACAUUUCCAUGCUAUUGAAUACUAUGUGAUAACUUAAUUCUUCCUUUGGUUUUCUCUGUUUGAACCACUAAGUAACCUUUGUUCUGUCUGAUUUAACAAUUGUUUGGGGGUGGGGAGAAGGAUAACCUAAUAGGCUAUUACCUAAUAGGCUCCUCUCUGUUCAUUUAAAGUAUUGGUACUUGGUAUAAUCAUACAUAAACAAUAUAAUUGCUGGGCUGAAAAGUGAAUUAUGUUAUAAUACGAUCUAGAAUAUGCUUACAGCAGUUAUUUUUGUUAUCAAAAUCAAUACUUAUAGGGAACUGAUGGACUCCAGUUUGGGAAACACCAACUAGAGGAUUCAUUGUUCACCCAGUAAAAGGGAUUUUAUAAACAAUGAAGCCAUUGGUGUCUUAGAUGGAGAGUCACUGGCCAACGCAUCUUAAAAAGUUAAAAAUCUAGAACCCAGAAAUCAGUAGAUUUUUUUGUUAAAACCAAUGAUCUUAAGGAACCUUGAGUGUAGACAUCUUUGUUUCCAAGAUAUACCAACCAUGUAAUUUGUAAGAUAAAAUAAUAUGAACUUAAUGAGUAAAUAUAUGGCUAUCGCCAGAAGGAACCACUGGGUAGUACAAAUGGUUAAUGUCCUUCAAUGCUAACAAAAGGUUGGAGGUUUGAGUCUACCCAGAGGUGCCCCAGAAGAAAGGCCUGGUGAUCUACUUCCCCCAAAGUCAAUCACUGAAAACCUUGUAGAGCACAGUUCUCCUCUGACACACAUGGGGUCACCAUGAGUUGGAACAGACUCUGCAGCAGCCGGCACUGGUGUUGCCGGAGGGAUUCUCCUCAGGAGUGCACUUUCCAGCCAAGGAAGGCAAUGAACUUCGUGCUCUACUUCACCUGUGACCUCUGUGAUACAGUCUCUAAACACUGAUCAUCUCAGAAAUUACAAGAACGUUUUCUUAGAAAAUUACGUAUAUUUAACUCAGUAGCACAAUUAGCCAUCACUACUAAAUAACAAGGUAGUGAAUAAGACCAUUACAUCUUGGUUGGUUUGUUUAGAACUCAUAGUUCUGCCCCAUUUCAAGGGGUCAGGGGAGAUUUUGGAGUGCUGAUAUAGAGACCUCCAUCAAUAACAACCAACAUUUAUGGAGCAGUUACUAUGUUCAGGCCACUUUGUUUAAAUAAAACUAUAUAUUAUUAACUAAUCCUCAAAACAACCUUUAUGCAAUGGCUGUUAUUAUAACACUCAUUUUAUAGAUGAGGAAAAUGAAGAACGGAGAGAUUAAAUAAUUUACCAAGGGUCACACAGCUAGUAACUGGCAAAGCCAGGAUUUGAACCUGGUAGGCUAACUCCUGGUGGUAUAGUGGUUAAGGCCUACAGCUGCUAACCAAAAGGUCUGCAGUUCAGAUCCACCAGGCGCUCCUUGGAAACUCUGUGGGGUAGUUCUACUCUGGCCUGUAGGGUCGCUAUGAGUCGGAAUCAACUUGAUGGCAAUGGGUUUGAGUUUUUUGGUUUAGGCUAACUCCAUAGCCUUAAGCACAUUGCUGCAUUGCCAGUCCUCUUCACCUAAAAGCAUGCCUACAUACUGGAUUUGGAGACUGAGUUCUGGAGACGUUGAAUUAGCAGCUACAGUUGACAAAGUAACAUGGCACUGAGUGUCUCUGCAUUUCUUAUUUUACAGCAGUCUAGGAGGAAGGAUGAAGGAAGGGAAGGUGAUACAGUUGUCUAUCUUAGAUAUCGGCUCUAACUACUCAGUAACUGCAUUGUAAAACUAAGACUAUGUAUAGUGUAUGUAAAUACUAUAAAGAAUAAAAAGCAUUUUAUGAUACACACAAGCAAGUAUUUAUGAGUGGUAAAUGAAGUCAUUUGGGCUAGAUAACUUAAAAUCCUUUAAAACCCGGAGAUGAGGAUUUUGUAAAUAUAAGGAGAUAAAUAUUACCACCCACCAGAGUUUUAAGAUUACCUAGACUUUAGCCCCCACUGAUUAUAUUUCUCUUAACUUUUAUAGAGACCAAUCAGUGAAAAAUGUAUUUUGAAGGACUGAAUCCCAAUCCCUCUCUCGGGGUUACAUUUUUGUCCAGUAGUUGACACAACAACAGUUCCUAAGUGGAACUCACACAUAGGACCACAGAAUCCCUUCUUUGUGGGGCCUAGUUUUAGAGUGUGGAGAUACUUAAAGGAUAAAUCAAUCUGUAAAUCUGUAGAUACUCCUAAAAGAAGAACCGUGUGUCAGUUAUUAGCAUCAAUACGUGAUGAACCCUGCUGGGCUGUGGAGAAAGGAGAAACUCCCCUAAACAAGACAAUACACAGCUGUUCCUGGCCUUCCUCCACCUGUUGACUGGCGCUCAGUAUAAUUUCAUGGGGCAGAUCUGGGCAUACAAAUUCAUAAAGAAUUUUUUAAAACAACUGCUGAUUGCUGAUGAUUGAUGGGGGAAGAAAAAUUAGGAGCAGUUAUUUUCCUAUCAACCGCUACUCUUAGUAACAAGGACAGGAAACAUGAGUAAAUAAAACUCUUACAUCAUACCAGGAAAUAGAACAGCUGAAGUUCUUCAGAAUUUUAUAUUCUAUCAUCAGACAACUAAAGAAAAUAAUUUCAUAUAAAUGGCUGUAUUAAUCAGUUUCAUGAUUUAAGUGGAAACUUCCCCGCUUCUUUAAAAGAGCAAUUAGAAAUAUUUACUCUUUGAAAAUAGAGUAACCAUUUGUUAAAAUAUAUACCUUUGAAGACUUUUUAAACUGUAAUUGUAUAAAAGAAAAUUUCCAUAGUAAUUCUAAAGUAGUAAAGAAAAUGGGGAAAAUUGUGGACCUGUUUCAAGAUUUUAUUUUCCUUUUCUGUUCGAUAGCCCUAAAUUUCCAAGCUUGACUGCAAAUAUAUCUGUGUAAAAAUACAUGUAUAUCUAAUUCAUCUCUUGAAAGAGGCUUAAUUUAAGAAUAAAUAGAAAUUCUUUGCAUAAGGAAAAAAUUACAUAUAUUUGAAUUGUUCCUUUUCUUAUCUCUCCCUAUCCAAAACUAUCACUGAGUACUGUUUUUACUUCCUAAAACUCUAUUGACAUUUCUUUUCAUCCUCAUUGCGACUACUUGAAAUGAGGCACACUUUCUCAUUUGGAUGAUGGUAUCAAUCUCUCUUCCUUUAAUCAGUCGCUUAUUCAGAUCCACCUCCACCAUUCAGAUCAUCUAUACGUGUGUAUUUUUCCCUUUCCUAAAUUCCUUCAUUCUCUUUUCUUAAAUCCAAGCUCCAUAAGCAGGGCAAACAGGGCCCUGGCUCCAUGAACCAGUCCUUGCUUGCUUCUCCUGCCUCAUUUCCUGCUACUUUCCCUUACGAUCCAACUUUUCUGCAGUUCCCUAAAUGCCUUCAUUUCCCACGCAUACACAUACAUAUACACUCAGCAUUCACCCCUUCCCUCCUACAUUGUUGAAAAUAAAGUUUCUUCUACUGCUUUCUUCUUUGUCACAUUCCCGUAAGACUUUCUUUGUUACAUUCCUACAGGAUUUGAGCACAGAAACCAUCUUUGAAUUUCCAACUCCUAAUUGGGGCUAAACAUGGUUGACUUAAAUAAACUGCUAGUGUGUUGGUAUAAUUAUCUUAAUACGGUACAUGUGUAGUUGAAACUAUGCUGCGCUGCCCAGGUCCCUCUUCAGGAAUUGCCUUGUCUCCAACUCAGGACAACUCUGAACGGCCAUUCCCAGAUCCCCUUGUGGUCAACUGAGGCCUUUCUUGGGAUUUUGUUGCAGUCCACCAUCUCACUUUGCUCUGUCCUUUCGCUUCCACAGGUACUUUCAGGUAUACUCAUAAACUUUCUGUAAGCAAUCUCUCAGAGUCUGCUUGCCAGGAACCCAACGUGUAACACGUUUGUCUUGCUGAUUCUUUCCUAUUCGUUCUAGAUUAUGUGAAGUUAUGCUUAGCUAAAAUCUUAUUCAGGAUCAUUUCAUCAGACGUGUAUUGACCACCUCCUCCAUGGGAGGCAUUGUAGUAGAUGUAGCAGAAACAAAUUGAUACUUGGCCCUGCCCUGAAGGAGUUUACAAUCUAAUAGAGGUGACAGUUACAUAAAAAACUGUAUUAUAGCAUCUUUAGAAUACUCCUUUUUGAAAUAAACUUUAAUACGGCUAGUAUAAGAACUUAAGUGCACGGUGUGCAAAGAACAAAAGGAGAGCAUUUCAGGGGAAGGAUAACAAAUACAAGUAAGUAGGCUGAAAUUUUAGAAGGCUACAGAUUUUGCCUUUAUGGUUCUGGAAACCUUUCAGGAAAAGAGUUUUUGUACUUCAUAUUUUGAAAGUUUCAAACUUACAAAAAUCUUACAGGAGUAAUACUGAACUCCCAUAUAUCCUUUAUGCAGAUUGAUCAGUUUUUACCAUCUCCUCACGUUUUAUCAUUCUCUUUAUACACACGUUUUAUGAACCAUCUGAGAGUAGGUUAAAUACAUCAUGCCCCUUUAUCCCUUAAUACUAUAAUGUGUAUUUCCUAAAAACAAGGAUAUUCUCAUGUGUAACCACACUAGUUAUCAAACUCAGGAAAUUUGACCUUGAUACUUUACAGUCAAUAUUCAAAUUUUGUUAAUUGCCCCCAAAAGGGUGCGUUUUAAGACAAGUCGUUUAACAUUUCUAUUGUGGACCAAGAAUUUUAUAAAGCCAUAUCCAAAAAAACCCAUUGCUAUCCAGUCAAUUCUGACUCAUAGUGACCCUACUGGACAGAGUAGAACUGCCCCAUAGGGUUCCCAAGGAGCGCCUGGGGGAUCCGAACUGCGGACCUUUUGGUUAGCAGCCGAACUCUUAAUCACCAUACCACCAGGGUUUCUGAAGUAAGCUGUAGAACAUCUCAAAAGUCUGCUAACUUGAUUAAAAUACCAGUUAAGUGAGCUACUUCUGAUUUUCUAAGGGGAACAGCAUGGAUUAGGUCCUGGUUCCCUGUAAAACUAUGACCGAGGCUCUCUCCAAAUGUGAGCCUUGCUCUGGAGAGCCCAUUUAGUGUGGUGCCUUUCAGAACAGAUCCUGUGUUCUGGACCCAGGGACUGCGGAUUUCCUGGAACUUCUAUGUAAAGUACACUGAUUUGUCAUUGCUCAGUCUUCACAAUGCGUAUCGAUUAAGUGCUUUGGAAUUGGCCUUUCUUGCUCUGGCUUCCCACUAGCCAGGCCAGUAGGUAGGAGAGAGGCGGCUCCGGGAACUAGACCAGACCUGGUCUCCCCUGAGCCGUUGUCUAUGAUACUGCAGCACCCAGCCCCUUGCAGCCUACCGACAUGGAGCCUUGGCUGGUCCCACAGUGCCGCCCCGAGGACGUGGCCGGGCGCCCGCGCCCUCUCUCGUGCACGUCAUUUCCGGCGUGGCAGGGCGUGGUCUGUUGGGAGUUGGCCGUGGCGGCGGAGGUGCAGGCCAGGCCUGCCGAAAAGGAAAACAUAGGUCGUCUCCGCCCCAACUCUCGACGCCGGGGGAGGGCAUGGCUUCCCCCCUGAAGCUAGAGCAGGACGUUCAGGGGAAGGUGGAUUCGUUUCGGGCCCGCAUCGCCCAGGAGGCCGAGGAUCUGGUGUCCACCUUCUUCCCUCAGAAGCUGUCGGAACUGGAUAGCCGGGUCCAGGAGCUCCGCCUGCAAGACCUGUCCAGGAUCCGUUCGGUGCCCUGUCCCGAGCCCCCUGCGGCCACAGACACCGUGGGGGAUGGCCCCAACCGGGAGCCGCAGUCUCUGCAGACCCAGUCCGCGACCAAGGUACCAGCACUGCCGGGGGGCGAGGGACAGCUUUUGAGGAGCAAUCAGCAUCUGGUGGAGCUGAUUGAGCGGGUAAAGCCUGAGAUCGAGCUGCUGAGAGAGAAAUGCAACACGGUACGGAUGUGGGUGCAGCUGCUGAUCCCGAAGGUGGAGGAUGGCAACAACUUCGGGGUGUCUAUCCAGGAAGACACGGUGGACCAGCUGUGGACGGUGGAGAGCACGGCGGCCUCCUAUCUGCGCCGCUUCUCCACCUACUACAACACGCGGGCCAAACUGGUUUCCAAGAUCGUGAAGUACCCCCAGGUGGAAGAUUACCGCCGCACUGUAGCCGAGGUCGACGAAAACGAGUACCUGAGUGUGCGCCAGAUUCUGCUGCACGUUCGGAACCAGUAUGCCACCUUACAUGAUGUAAUCCUCAAAAACAUCGAGAAGAUAAAGACUCCUCGGAGCACCAACACUGACAACCUAUACUGAGAACUUUCUCCACCCUCCUUGCCAUCAGGAGUUGGCCAAGCAGUUUCGGCAGCUAGAAGGCUGUUUUUAAUGACUCUACAGGUGUUUUUUUACAGGUGAUGAAAUGACUGGAAAUGUGUGUUACUGUUUAGUUUGAAUCUAAUAGAGCCUGUCCUUCUCCUGAAUCCUCUUUUGGUUUAAUUUUGAUUUGCUUUUCCUUCGGAGAGGAGAAUCGAGGCAAACCAUCUGGUAGAAGGUGGUAAGGUUGUCCAAAGAGAAAUGACUGCCAUUUUUAAAAGCAGCUUUGUGGAGGAAUGUUGGCCAAGAUUUCUUUAUUAUGGCAUUGGUGACGUAGGUAUUAUCCUAAAAAAAAAAAAAAUGAAACAAAAAAAACAGUUUAAGAGAAAGUUAAAUGAAGCUUUUUUCAUAAGAUUCCGCUCUGUGUUACCUUGUUGAAACCUCGGAAAUGCUUCUUUUCUACCAUCAUUUGUAUUUUGCAAAGAAAGGCGUGUAAAGGGAUGCGUUCAGGUCAUUAUAUGCCUCAAAUUUAGCAGAUUGAAAUAAAACUUGGUUAUAACAUUUUAUGAUGGCCUACGUGUGCUUAUCUGAACUUUAAUUUUUUAGAUGUAUGUUUCCCCUUCCUCAGUUUUACCCAUGGCCUUGGUAUUUUUCAACUCUGAUGUGUAAGAAAAAUGGGCAUAUACAGAGUAAUAGAUCUUAAUUGUUCCGAAGAAGUAGACAACCACAUCUCCAUUAGAAAGAAGAGGAAUCUGUGGAAAAACCUUCCUUGCACAGUCUUCUACCAUCUCAGCACCUUCCAGUUUCUCUUUACACACACUUUAGUGCAUCUCCUGUAUAUCCGUUUAUCUAUCUCAUUAAAAAAAUUUUUAGAUCCUACUAAAUCUUUUAAGCUUAAUUUUACAUUUACUUUUUUCUCCCAUGCAUUGACGUUCAACUCCCUUCCUGUUUGUCUCAAGAUAUUUCUUAUAUGCCUUCUUUAGCGUUUCCCUUUCACAUUAUAUGGGUCAUUGUUCAAAUCUAAAGACUUUAAAAUGUGAAUUUGGGGCUUUUUCCCCCACCUACUUUUGCUGCCUAGUUGAGGGGAAGCCAUUGUUGUCUUCUCAGCGGUGAUCUGUACUGUUGAUAUUUCUAAAGUUUUUCGCAUUUCCAGAUUAGUAGCCCUUCGUUGCAGAUAAGGUAAAUUACUGCACAGUGAGCCAUUCCAUGCGUUGGAGAGAAUAUCUUGCUUGUGAUGUAAUGUCAUUAAUCCUUUCUGCGUAACGGUUUUUGCUCAGAAUUUCAUCUUUUCUAAUGAGUCAGAUAUUUUAGCCAGUUGAAAUAUAUUUAUUCAGAGUGCCUUUGUUCUGGUGUUAGUAUUAUCUGAGGAUAUUUCUAAUUCGAAAACACCAUCUGUGAAAGUUACAUAAUACAAAUUUGGAAAAAGAGUGAGGAAUUACUUUCUGAUGCCUUUUUAGGUAUAGGAAUGAGAGUAUUCCUGUGUACAAUUUACAGGUUUUUUUUUUUUCUCUCAUUUCACUAACCAGCCUGUGCCCUGAAUCCUCAUGAUAUUUUUGAGACUGUAUACAUAUCUGUGAGCCCUAGUGGCUCAGUGGUUAAGAGCUCGGGCUGCUAGCCAAAAGGUUGGCAGUUUGAAUCUACCAGCCACUCCUUGGAAACCCCAUGGGGCAGUUCUACUCUGUGCUAUAGGGUGGCUUUGAGUUGGAAUCGACUUGAUGGCAAUGGGUUUAGUUUGGUUAUACAUACUUAAGGUGUGACCUUAACCUUUUAAUAUAUUUUAUAGUAAUACUUGCAGGCAACAAAUUAUUUCUUAAAUUAGUUUUCUGUGGGAACAUUAUCAGAAAUUAAUUUUUUGUGUGUGUAAGAGAUGAGAAUAUAUUUCCCACUGAACUUUCUUUUCUAUGAAAUACAGGACACUGAAACUAGGUAAGCAUAUAAGAGUAUAGUAUCUAUUGUUAAAACUUUUUUGUAACUCCACCUUUUUUUCCCCCCUUUUCACGUUAUCUUUAUAGGCAUAGGAUAAGAUAGCUCUUUGUUAUAAAGAAAAUUACCUUUAGAUCUUGCUAUGUUGUUGUCAUCAGGUGCCGUCUAGUUGGUUCCAACUCAUAAGUGACCCUGUGUACAACAGAACGAAGCACUGCUGGGUCCUGCACAUCCUCAUGACUGUUGUUAUACUUGAGCCCAUUGUUGCAGCCACUGUGUCAAUCCAUCUUCUUGAGGGUCUUCCUUUUUUUUUUGCUGACCCUCUAUUUGACGAAGUAUGAUGUCUUCUCCAGGGACUGGUCCCUCCUGAUAACAUGUCCAAAGUAUGUGAGACAUAGUGUUGCCAUCCCCUUGUUCUGUUUGAAAGACUGCCUCUUGAUCUACAUACAGGUUCCUCACGAGCACAAUUAAGUAUUCUGAAAUUCCCAUUCUUCGCAAUGUAAUCCAUAAUUUGUUAUGAUGUACACAGUCGAAUGCCUUUGCAUAGUUAUCUUAGUUAUCUACUGCUGCUAUAACAGAAGUAACCACAAGUGGAUAGCUUUAACAAACAGAAAUUUAUUUUCUCACAGUAAAGAAGUCCAAAUACAGGGCAUCAGCUCCAGGGGAAGGCUCUCUCAUUCUGUCAGCUCUGGAGGAAGGUCCUUCACUUCAAUCUUCCCCUGGACUAGGAGCUUCUCCGCACAGGAACCCUGAGUCCAAAGGAUCUGCUCUGCUCCUGGCACUGCUUUCUUGGUGCCUGUGUCUCUCUGCUUGCUUCUCUCUUUUAGAUUGGCUUAAGACACUAUCUAAUCUUGUAGAUCUCAUCAAUAUAACUGCCACUAAUCCAUCUCAUUAACAUCAUAGUGAUAGGAUUUACAACACACAGAGAAAUCACAUCACAUGACAAAAUGGUAGACAGUCAUACAGUACCGGGAAUCAUGACUUAGCCAAGUUGACAGAUAUUUUGGGGGGGACACAAUUCAAUCCAUUACAGUAGUCAGUAAAACACAGGUAAACAUCUUUCUGGUAUUCUCCGCUUCCAGCCAAGAUCCGUCUGACAUCAGCAAUGGUAACCCUUGUUCCAUGUCCUCGUCUGAAUGUGGCUUGAAUUUCUGGCAGUUCCAUGUCAACGAUGUACUGCUGCAACUGUUGUGGAUGAUCUUCAGCAAAAUUUUGCUUGCGAGUGGGUACAAAUGUGGAUCUCUUCCAGUCAUUUGGCCAUGUAGCUGUGUUCCAAAUUUCUUGGCAUAGACGAAUGAGCACCUCCAGCGCUGCAUCCGCUUGUUGAAACAUCUCAUUUGGUAUUCCAUCAAUUCCUGAAGCCUUUUUUUUGGCCAGUGACUUCAGUACAGCUUGGACUUCUUCUUUCAGUACCAUUGCUUCUUGAUCAUAUGCUGCCUCCUGAAUUGGUUGAUCGGCAACCAAUUCUUUUAGUACAGUAACUGUGUAUUUCUUCCAUCUUUUUUUUUGAUUGUGCUUUUAAGUAAAAGUUUACAAAUCAAGUCAGUCUCUCGUACAAAAAUUUAUAUACGCCUUGCUAUGUACUCCUAGUUGCUCUCCCCCAAUGAGACAGCACACUUCUUCUCUCCACCCUGUAUUCGCCAUGUCCAUUCAGCCUGCUCCUAUUCCCCUAUACUUUCUCUUCUCACCUCCAGACAGGAGCUGCCCACAUAGUCUCAUCUGUCUACAUGAGCCAAGAAGCUUACUCCUCACCAGUGUCAUUUUCUGUCUUAUAGUCUAGUCCAAUCCCUGUCUGAAGAGUUGGCUGUGGGAAUGGUUCCAGUCUUGGGCUAACAGAAGGUCUGUGGACCAUGACCUCCAGGGUCCUUCUAGUCUCAGUCAGACCCUUAAGUCUGGUCUUUUUUACGAGAAUUUGAGGUCUGCAUCCCACUGUUCUCCUGCUCCAUCAGGGAUUCUCUGUUCAGUUCCCUGUCAGGGAAGUCAUUGGUUGUAGCUGGGCACCAUCUAGUUCUGGUCUCAGGUUGAUGUGGUCUCUGGCUUAUGUAGCCCUUUCUAUCUCUUGGGCUCUAAAUCACUUUGUGCCUUUGGUGUUCUUCAUUCUCCUUUGCUCCAGAUGGGUUGAGACCAAUUGAUGUGUCUUAGAUGGCCGCUCUUCCAUCUACUUUUGAUGUUUCCUGCAUCGUCUAAUAUUUUCCCCAUAGAAUCCUUCAGUAUUGCAACUCUAAGCUUGAAUUUUUUUCUUCAGUUCUUUCAGCUUGAGAGAUGCUGAACCUUUUGGUUUUCUAACUCCAGGUCUUUCCACAUUUCAUUUUAAUGCUUUGUCUUCUCGAACUGCCUUUUGAAAUCUCCUUUUCAGCUCUUUUACUGCAUCGUAUCUUUCUUUUGUAUUAGCUACUCUACAUUCAAGAGCAAAUUUUAGAGUCUCUUUUGAUAUCCAUUUUGAUCUUUCCUGUCUCUUUAAUGACUUCUUGCUUUCUUCACGUAUGAUGUCAAUAAUGUCAUCCCACAACUCAUCUGGUCUUCAGUCAUUAGUGUUCAGUGCAUCAAAUCUAUUUUUGAAAUUAUAUCCAAAUUCGGGUGGAAUAUACUCAAGGUUGUACUUUGGCUCUUGUGGACUUGUUCUAAUUUUCUUCAGCUUCAACUUGAAUUUGCAUUUGAGCAAUUGAUGGUCUGUUCUGGUCAGCCCCUGGCCUUGCUCUGACUGAAGAUAUUGAGCUUUUCCAUCAUCUUUUUCCACAGAUGUAGUCAGUUUGAUUCCUGUAUAUUCUAUCUGGUGAGGUCCAUGUGUAUAGUCGCCAUUUAUUUUGUUGAAAAAAGGUAUUUGCAGUGAAGAAGUCGUUGUUGAUCUUGCAGAAUUCUGUCCUGUGGUCUCCAGGAUCAUUUCUAUCACCAAGGCUGUAGUUUCCAACAACCAGUGCUUCUUUGUUUCCAACUUUUGCAUUCCAAUCACCAGUAAUUAUCAAUGCUUCUUUAUUGCAUGUUUGAUCAGUUUUAGAGUGCAGAAGUUGGUAAAACUUGUCAAUUUCUUCAUCUUAAGUCUUAGUGGUUGGUGCAUAAAUUUGAAUAAUAGUCAUAUUUAUUGGUCUUGCCUGUAGGCAUAUGAAUAUUACCCUAUCGCUGACAGCAUUGUACUACAGGAUAGACCUUGAAAUGUUCUUUUUGACGAUGAAUGCAACGCCAUUACUCUUCAAUUUAUCAUUCCCAGCAUAGUAGACUAUAUGAUUGUCCAAUUCAAAAUUGCCAAUACCAGUCCAUUUCAGUUCACUAAUGCCUAGGAUAUCAAUGUUUAUGCGUUCUCUUUCGUUUUUGACAAUUUCCAUUUUCCUGGAUUCGUACUUUGUACAUCUCAGGUUCCUAUUAUUAAUGGAUAUUUGCAGCUGUUUCUGCUCAGUUUGAGUCAUGCCACAUCAGCAAAUGAAGAUCCCCAAAGUUUGACUCCAUUCACGUCAUUAAGGUUGACUCUGCUUUGAGGAGGUAGCUGUUCCUCAGUCGUAUUUUGAGUGCCUUCCAACCUGAGGGGCUUACCUUGUGACCCUGCUAUUCAUAAGGUUUUCACUGGUUAGUCUUCUCAGAAGCAGACCACCAGGGCCUUCCUCCUAGUCUGCCUUAGCCUGGAAGCUCAGCUGAAACCUGUCCACUGUGGGUGACCUUGCUGAUAUUUGAAAUACUGGCGUAGCUUCCAGCAUCACAGCAACAUGGAAGCCACCACCACAUGACGAACUGACAGACACGUGGGAUAGAUCUUGCUGUAGAUAAGGUGAUAACAUGACUAGUUUUAUGUGUUUUAAUUGGUACUUUUGCCCCCCGCCCCGCGCCAAUUUCCCCAUUUAAUGAGUGAAAUCACUUUAGAGUGAGACUUUUCUUUAGGAUUUUCUCUUCAACAAUGUGUUUUCAUUCCUAAGUGAGAACCAGCACGAAUAUUUGUUUUACAGACUUUAAAAGCUUCUGUAAAAACAUUUCCUAUAUAACAGCAAGAAUUGUUUAAGAGGUAAAGCAGAGAUUUUUUUUUCCUUGGAGGGGCAUUUUUUUUUUUUUCUUAAUAUUUCUGAGUUUGAACUAUACUACACGCUGGUGAGCUUUCUGUUUUCUAAGGCAGCAGUGAUAUCCAUUUAAGGCAUUGUGAGUUGGUGUCAGUGCUUGUCUGGGGAGUAACUAAUGAUUCCUAGCGGUUCUUUUGCUUUCUCAUUUUUCUUAUCUGUCUCACCUGAGUGGAAAGACUGUAUUUCUUCAUGGAUAAAGUGAAUUAAUUUGAGAAAUAAAAUUCUUUUUCCAAUCACUCUUGUUUUUUAUUUUAUCUACAGUUGUAUUAACAAUGUGUCUUAUACUUGGCUCCAUCGUUACUAAAAUGGAUGUGAAUAUUUGUCUCUUCUAACCUAUGUAGUCUAGAAAAACACGUUUUAAGUGAUUUAGUUGAAACUUUAUUUUCGGAGUAGACUCCAGAAAAAUUAUAUUGAGGUAAAACAAGUUUAUUCUGUUGUGAAACUACUAAAAAGCCUGGUCUUUCAAUUCUGACCUUAAAAAAAAAAACUCUAACAAAAAAAAGACAUUGCCUAAUAGGAAGCACUUCAAAUUCUCCUUCAAGAGUUCUCUUGUUUCCCUUUUAAGGCGGUAUAUCUCAUUCAGAAGAGUGCCAGAAACCCUACAUCAGUUCAUACCAUUUGACAGGCAUUUAAUUAGGAGUAUGUAACGGACACUUUAAGGAGGCGUAAAUGUUGCUUAGUUUUCCAGCCAUCAUUAAUCACGUAAAGUUUAAAAUACCUGUCCCCUACAUAAUAUAACAUCAUUUUUUGCUUUGUUCCUUUUACUCUUAAACUGUCAAACCCUGUGCUAGGUUGGAAUAAAUUAUCUCUAAUACACACACAUGCUUUUUACUAAGAAACACAUGUAUGUCCUUUGUAGUUAAAGAUUUUUGGUAUUUUCAUUUUUUUCCCCUCUUCUAACACCAUAUCUAAGUAAAUUGGAACUGGAAUGCAUUCAUAAAGUCCCUUCCUUCUGCAAAAGUUAAUCUCUUGGUGAUUUUUCCCUUUCUUGCGACCGGUUGGAAAAGCUUUUGUAAUAAUAAGCCUACUUUAGAAACUGGUGUCAAAACAUAGUAUUCAGUGUAAGUCAUUUGCCUAUUAUUAGUACAAGAGACUUAAAGCCUCUUUUUUGUUCCUUUUUAAAAGACAAGCCAAACUGAGUGUAUGUGUGUUUUGAUGUUUUAUUUUUUGGAAAUGGUUUUAAAAACUCAUUUUUUAAUUAAAUGACUUUAGUUAUUUAUUUAUUUUUUUUUGUAAUUUCAUAAAAGCCACUAGCUAAAAUUUGAUUAGAAGCUCUUGAAUUAGUAGGUCUGGUUUUUAGUACUAAGUAAAUACCUGUCUUAAACCACAUAAAUGACAUAGAGGAGGCUUAAUUUUAGAAUUCUCAAACUUUUGAGCUUAAUAUUUUUUUUAAUUACUGAAUUUUCAGCUUUUAAAUUCUUUGGUUGUUAGAGGCAACAUUUUUCUGUAGUCUUUAGGUUUACAUAUUUCUAUAGAAUUCUUAUCAAGUGGUCCCAGCCAUUAAUACAAAACUGUGGGAACAGUUUAAAAUAUUUUUUUAAUUUCAGAAGGACUACCUCAACACUCAGAAAUUGGAAAAACAAAAAGAGAAAUCAUAAAUAACCCACUAAUUUAACACAGAUUAUUGAAAUGUGUAUGUUUCAUUUACUUUAAACAAUGCAUGUAUGUUUUUACAUAAUUGCACCAUAGCACAUGCAUACUUUUUGUAGAGGAUAGGCUUUCAUAUUUAGAUCAGACCUACUAAUACUAUAAUGCCAUUUGGCUGAUAUCCCAAAUUCAGAGAGCAAAUAGAUAAACCCCUUUUGUCUUGUGGAGCCCUGGUGGCGCAGUGGUUAAGCUUUUGGCUGCUAACCAAAAGGUCAGCAGUUCAAAUCCACCAGCUGCUCCUUGGAAACUCUAUAGGGCAGUUCUACUGUGUCUUAUAGGGUCACUAUGAGUUGGAAUUGACUCAACAGCGACGCGGUUUCAUCUUAUCUUUCAAUGAUUCUUAAAGCUCUUUUCCCUAACUGAGAAAGAUAUUGUCUGAGACAGACAUUUUCACUAGUUUGAGGAAAAUAGAGAUCAAGUAAGUAGCCAAGAGGGUAUGUGCCUAUAUCUGUGGUAAUGUCUAGGUGAUUAAGUUACUCUGCUUUUCAUAUGGGAUUCCAUAAUAGUUUUAGCAGUAUACCCGUGAUCAUUUUAUUAAUGCUUACCCCCCCAAAUUUUUUUUACUCUAUAAAAUAUGUACAAGAAUGCAAUUACUUUGUCUUACACUAAUUAUUAAUAUGAUGAAUUGUUCCUGCUUACAUAAUUUGGUUUGAGUAGGAGGGGAUCCUACUUCCUCUUAACACAUUUAAACAUUUCUAAAAGAUACUAUUAUGCAUUGACAUUGCAUUUUUUUCUUUAACUCAUCUUGAAAAAACCAAGAACCCAGUCAGUUUUAGAAACAGUUGCUGGGACCCACCCUGUACUCUGCAUUAGAAAACAAUACUGGCAACAUAUAUGUGUAUCUUUCCACCUUGAAUUGAAAUUAUCUGUGAGCUGCAGGAUAUGUAUAUGUACAUGUAUAUAUGUGUGUUUUAUGAUUUGUGUUUUCAUCAGUAAUAAUGAGUGCUCUGUGUAAGACAAGUAUACAUUUGUAUAUGUUUUUUCUUUGCGUCAUUUUGAUGAGGACCCCUGGUGGUACAGUGGUUAAGCUUUUGGCUGCUAACCAAAAGGUCAGCAGUUCAAAUCUACCAGUUGCUCCAUGGAAACCCUAUGGGGCAGUUGUACUCUGUCCUAUAGGGUUGCUAUGAGUCAGAAUCGACUUGACAGCAAUGUGUUUUUAUUUCCAUGAGUCUUCAAGUUCUUAAAAGUGAGUGAGCAGAAUUUUAUCAGUGGGGCUUGAUGGCAGCCAUCCAAAUUUAAAAUGUUUCACUAUAAACUGGAUUUAAUGAAUUCUCUCACAUAGAAAAUAUCAAAUGUUAUUUUUACUUAUUGGUGUAAGCUAGCAAGAGCUGGUGAAGGGGAAUUCAACCUAGAAUCAAGAGAAUUAGGUGGCUUCCCCAAUUUGGCCAUUUAUUUUAGCUUUGUCUCUAAUCUCUUUUACAAAGUUUUACAGUAGUACAUUGGAAAUAACAAUGUUUGCUUAAAAUUAAGUCUAAAGCAUUUUGAAUAUAUUGUUUCCAAGUUAGAUUAUAGGAUUUAGAGAUACACUUUCAAUCCCUUAUUUUAUAGAUGAAGAAAUUUAAACCCAGAGAGUUAUAUAGCAUCAGACAACUUGUUUGUGACAGACUAGAAGUCAAAUCAUCUUCCAUUUCAGGCUAGGGCUUUUUUCACUACACUACCUAUUAAUUUAUCAGUAAAUUAAAUUAUGAUGAAAAAGGGUUCUAGAAAUUAAAAUUAACAUACCAUCCCCUCGAAGGGGUAUAUUAUUUUAUUCUGUGAAAUUUAAGAGAAGCUGAAAUGUUUCUAAACCAGAAUGAGUGGUAAGAUUUUUACUUAAUUAAAGAUUAUAUAAAGAAAUCAGAAACACAGUCUCUAAAUUUAUAUGUUAAACGUAACUUUAUUUUCUUCAUGAAAAAUGUCCCUUAAGGAAAAAAAAACAACCCAGUAGCUUCAAUGUGUCCAGUUCCAUAUCCAUCCGAGAAGGUGUUCUGUACCAUCGGCAGUGUCAUUUCAUUUGGAGGAUGGUGCUUUUGGACCAUUUGAAGAUGGUCAGGUCAGGGCUGGAGAGGUGUAGGACAAGCAUUGGUUUAUUUCACUUUGAAUAUCUGGAUUUAAGGAAUACAUACUCUCCUGACCAGCCCCCCACCCCAACCUCCACCACCAAAGAACUAUUACUGAUGGGUGCUCUUCCUAAUAACCUAUAAAAUAAAGGGGGGCCACAGAGGAGCUGUAGUUUUCUGUUGUGGAGGAAGCCUGAAAGGAUAAUUUCCAAACAAAAGUUUAUGCUCUAGAGCUCCGUGAAUGUAGCUAGUCGGAAUUGAGAUGUGCUGUCAGCGUAAAAUACACACUAGAUUUUGAAUACUUACUAUGAAAAAGAAGUUAAAUAUGUGAGUAAUCUUUAUGUUGAUUAUGUUGAAUGGAUAAUAUUUUGAAAAUAUUGGGUUAAAUAAAAUGUAUUAUUAAAGUUAAUUUCACCUGUUUCUUCUUACCUUUUUAUUGUGUAUACUACAAAAUAUUGAUUUGAUUCCUGUGUAUUCCAUCUGGUCAUGUCCAUGUGUAUAGUCGCCGUUGAUGUUGGUUAAAAAGGUAUUUGCAAUGAAGAAGUCAUUGGUCUUGCAAAAUUCUGUCAUUCGAUCUCCUGCAUUAUUUCUAUCACCAAGGCCAUAUUUUCCAACUACCAGUCCUUCGUCUUUGUUUCCAACUUUUGCAUUCCAAUCACCAGUAAUUAUCAAUGCAUCCUGGUUGCACGUUCGAUCAGUUUCAGACUGCCAGAAGCUGAUAAAAAUCUUCAGUUUCUUCAUCUUCGGCCUUAGUGGUUGGUGCGUAAAUUUGAAUAAUAGUCAUAUUAACCGGUCUUCCUUGUAGGCCUAUGGAUAUUAUCCUGUCCCUGACAGCAUUGUACUUGAGGAUAGAUCUUGAAAUGUUGUUUUUGAUGAUGAAUGCAACACCAUUCCUCUUCAAGUUGUCAUUCCUGGCAUAGUAGACUAUUUGAUUGUCCAAUUCAAAAUGGCCAAUACUAGUCCAUUUCAGCUCACUAAUGCCUAAGAUAUCAAUGUGUAUGCAUUCCAUUUCAUUUUUCAUGAUUUCCAGUUUUCCUAGAUUCAUAUUUCAUACAUCCCAGAUCGUGAUUAUUAUUAGAUGUUUGCAGCUGUUUCUUCUCAUUUUGAGUCAUGCCACAUCAGCAGAUGAAGGUCCUGAAAGCUUUACUCCAUCUACGUCAUUAAAGUCGACUAUACCUGUGGGAAGAGAUAAUGGAAAAGCUCAAUAUCAUCAGCUGGAACAAGGGCAGGGGCCAGUUAUGGAACAGACCAUCGAUUGCUUAUAUGCAAGUUCAAGUUCAAACUGAAGAAAAUCAGAGCAAGUCCACAAGAGCUAAAAUAAAACCGUAAGUAUAUCCCACCUGAAUUUAGAGACCAUCUCAAGAAUAGAUAUGACGCGUUGAACACUAAUGACCGAAGACUAGAUGAGUUGUAGAAUGACAUCAAGGACGUCAUUCAUGAAGAAACCAAGAGGUCAUUGAAAAGACAAGAAAGAAAGAAAAGACCAAGAUGGAUGUCAAAGGAGACUCUGCAACUUGCUCACGAACAUCAAGCAACUAAAUCAAAAAGAAGAAAUGAUGAAGUAAAAGAACUGAACAGAAGAUUUCAAUGGUCGGCUUGAGAAGACAAAGUAAAGUAUUAUAAUGAUGUGCAAAGAGCUAGAGAUAGAAAACCAACAGGGAAGAACACGCUCGGCAUUUCUCAAGCUGAAAGAACUGAAGAAAAUAUUCAAGCCUCAAGUUGCAAUAGUGAAGGAUUCUAUGGGGAAAUUAUUAAAUGACGCAGAAAGCAUCAAAAGAAGAUGGAAGCAAUACACGGAGUCAUUAUACUAAAAAGAAGUAGUCAACGUUCAACCAUUUCAAGAGGUAGCAUAUGAUCAGGAACCGAUGGUACUAAAGGAAGAAGUCCAAGCUGCUCUGAAGGCACUGGCGGAAAACAAGGCUUCAGGAAUUGAUGGAAUAUCAACUGAGGUGUUUCAACAAACGAACGCGGCGCUGGAAGUGCUUAUUCAUCUAUGCCAAGAAAUUUGGAAGACAGCUUCCUGGCCAACUGACUGGAAGAGAUCCAUAUUUAUGCCUAUGAAAGGUGAUCUGACUGAAUGUGGAAAUUAUCGGACAAUAUCAUUAGUAUCACAUGCAAGCAAAAUUUUGCCAAAGAUCAUUCAAAAGUGGCUACAGCAGUAUAUUGACAGGGAACUGCCAGAAAUUCAGGCCAGAUUCAGAAGAGGACAUGUAGCCAGGGAUAUCAUUGCUGACGUCAGAUGGAUCCCGGCUGAAAGCAGAGAAUACCAGAAGGAUGUUUACCUGUGUUUUAUUGACUAUGCAAAGGCGUUCGACUGUGUGGAUCAUAACAAAUUAUGGAUAACAUUGCAAAGAAUGGGAAUUCCAGAAUACUUAAUUGUGCUCAUGAGGAACCUGUACGUAGGUCAAGAGGCAGUUGUUCCGACAGAACAAAGGGAUACUGUGUGGUUUAAAGUCAGAAAAGGUGUGUGUCAGGGUUGUAUUCUUUCACCAUUCCUAUUCAGUCUGUAUGCUGAGCAGAUAAUCUGAGAAGCUGGACUAAAUGAAGAACGGGGCAUCAGGAUUGGAGGAAGACUUAUUCACAACUUGCAUUAUGCAGAUGACACAACUUUGCUUGCUGAAUGUGAAGAAGAUUUGAAGCACUUACUAAUGAAGAUCAAAGACCACAGCCUUCAGUAUGAAUUACACCUCAACAUAUAGAAAACAAAAAUCUUCACAACUGGACCAAUGAGCAACAUCAUGAUAAAUGAAGAAAAGAUUGAAGUUGCCAAGGAUUUUGUUUUACUUGGAUCCACAAUCAACAGCCAUGGAAGCAGCAAUCAAGAAAUCAAAAGACGCAUUGCAUUUGGCAAAUCUGCUGCAAAGGACCUCUUUAAAGUGUUGAAAAGCAAAGAUGUCACCUUGAAAACUAAGGUGCACCUGACCUAAGCCAUGGUAUUUUCAAUUGCAUCAUAAGCAUUUGAAAGCUGGACAAUGAAUAAGGAAGACUAAAGAAGAAUUGAAGCCUUUGAAUUGUGAUGUUGGAGAAGAAUAUUGAAUAUACCGUGGACUGCCAAAAGGACGAACAAAUCUGUCUUGGAAGAAGUACCACCAGAAUGCUCCUUAGAAGCAAGGAUGGCGAGAUCAGGAGGGAUCAGUCCCCGGAGAAGGGCAUCAUGCUUGGUAAAGUGGAGGGUCAGCAAAGAAGAGGAGGACCCUCAAUGAGAUGGAUUGACAUGGUGGCUGCAAGAAUGGGCUCAAGCAUAACGAUUGUGAGGAUGGCGCAAUACCUGCCAGUGUUUCUUUUUAUGGUACAUAUAGGGUUGCUGUGAGUUGAAACCGACUUGACGGCACUUGACAACAACAAACACCACCACAGAAUGUUAAGUUGCGUAUGUGGUUUGCAUAUAUGGCUCACGUUACAUUUCUAUUACACAGCACUGCUCUAGAGCUAAGAUUUCUAGGAUAACUGGGAUGAGUCUUGGAGCUGAGCCAAAACCUCCUAUAGUGGUAUAAAACCUCCUACAUUACUCCAGUAGCACAGUCCUCCAAAACAAACAGCAUCACUGGUGCUGUAGAAAAACUCUUUCUCUGGUGGAUAUGGAACUAGAGGUGUUGAAGCUCCUGGGUUCUUUCUUUUUUUUGGGGGGGGCGGGUUAGUUAUUAAGGGACAUUUUUUAUGAAGAAAAUAAAGUUACAUUUAACAUAUAAAUUUAGAGAUUGUGCUUCUGAUUUCUUUACAUAAUCUUUAGGUAAGUAAAUGGUCUGCCUGGUAUAGAGCAUUAAGUAUAGACUUUUUCACUUUUAGUAAAAUUUUACUGGAUUUAUCAUCUGGUCCAUAAAGUACAAUUCAGUAAAAGCCAUUCAAAGAUAGUCUGAACUACGUGACCUAAGCCUUCUGAAAGUCCACCUUGAUCUGGGAAUUUAGACUCCCUGAAGAAUUGGAAGGCUAGCAUACCCCUUAAACAAGCCUUCUAAAUAUUAUGUUUCUUAUCCAGGCUUUUGGUGAGAUCCUGAAGUACUACUAUUCUGUAUUGCUAAGGCAUCCAACAACAAUAACAACUGUAUGCUUUAGAAACUGAAUAGAUGGUAGGUUUUCAUCCUAUUAUGAAAAUUGAGACAUUUACCCAGUCCCUAUUUUUUUAACUUUAAUUUUAUUUAUUAUAGUAAGCAUAUAUAUACGUAAAACAAAGCAUUUGCCAUUCCAGCACUUUUUACAUGUUCAACUCAGUGGCUUUAAUUACAUCCAUCACGUCGCAGCUAGUGUUUUUACCUGGAUGAAAAGAAUAGUGUACUUCUGGUGCCUAAACGUUCCUCCAGGCAAAGUCAGGCUGCUUCUCAAAGAGCCGCGUUUGAGCGCUAGAUUCAAUUCCCAUGAUUCCAUUAAAUUCCGCUAAUACUUCUAUAUACUACUUAUUGCAUUCUUUGUAUUGUUUUUAUGUAUAUGUAUCAUUAUCUUUAUUAGAUUAUAAAUUUCUUGAGAACAGUGAGGAAUUUUUAUUUGCCGUUUUAUCCCUUAUGGUGUUUUAUAUACAGUAAGUUUAGAAAAGUAUUUUGAAUUAAAUUGAACUAGACCAAAACUGGAUCAAACAAAAGAAAAUUAUUUCUACCUCUUCUUAUACGACAUAUGGUAAUUGAGGCAGUUUGCUACAACUGAGCUUGUCUGUGGGUAAGUGCAAGUGUGUCCAAUGAUAAGAGACUUCUGAAAAUCUGACUCAGUAUGAAACAAAGGCCAGUUAAGCUUUUCAGUAUUUUCUGGCUUCUAAUUAUACAUUUUUUUUUCAUAUCUCAAUAAUGUAAAUGCUUUCAAGUACUUCAGGCAGUCCUCCCUCAAUAUUCCCAGUGAUUUCAUUAAGCCUAUUCACCCUGCAACAGCUGCAAGUUAUUCCAAACAUCUGUACUGAAUCCUCACGCUUCACAAGCCCAUUUGAAAACAACUCUCUUAUUCCAUUAAGAGCAUCAGUAAUUCUCUAUCACCAUUUUUCUAACCAAGAGUUAAAGAGAAAUAGCCUAGUAGAUCAAAGAGUGAAAAAACCUGAAACAUGCGUUUUAAAGCUGAGUCCCUAUGAUCAUGAGCAUAAUGCUUUACCUCUCUGUAUUUAAAAGUUAAAUCAUUUCUUAGCUACUUCAGGAAUUCUCUUAGCUUUAUUAAGUUUUAUUUGGUUGUUGUUGUUAGGUGCCAUUGAGUUGGUUCUAACUCAUAGUGCAGUGUAGUGGAUUGCUUUUGUGUGGCCUUUCUCACUAUGGCCUUGUAACUCCCACCCACUGGGUGGGGCUAUGCAAAUUAGGUAAUUGUGGUUCGCCAAGGGGAUUGGUCAGUUUUGCCAUUCUGCUAGGUUUAAAAGAGCGGCAAUUCCAGAGCAGGAAGAGGAUCUCACCACCACCAAGAAAGAAGAGACAGGAGCAGAGCAUGUCCUCUAAACCCUGGAUUUCUGCACUGAGAAGCUCCUGGAACCAGGAGACUGAGACAGAGAGAGAGCUUCAACACUAAAGACGGCGAGAAGCAGUGACAGAUAAACAGCAGGCAAGAGCCCACAGAGCAAGAAAGGUGAGGGCCUUUGGGCAGGAGGAUUGCUGGCAGAGUAGGGUGCCUCCGGGCGCUUCUGUGGGCUUCCUAGCCCAUGGAGCAAGAAAGCUGAGGGCCUUUGGGCAGAAGACUUGCUGGCAGAGUAGAGUGCCGUGGGAGGGAGAGUUGGUGUUAGAAUUGGUAAAGAUGGUGGAGAGAGGAGGCAUGUCUGAUCUCUACCUAGUAGGAAUCAGCCUUGGGCUGUUCUUGAUUCUUCUUAACCCUCGUGAAGUUAGAGGACAUCAUGCCCAUGCCAUUUUUACAGUUGGCGUCAGAAGUGGGAUUCUUUGCAGUGGCUCCAGAUUCAUGAAAGCAUGGGACUUUGUAAGAGAAAGAACAGAGGGGCUUGGAAAGUGAAACUUUUGAUAUUUAGAUGAUUACUUUGGUUGUUGUUACCUGUAAUGGCUGAAGGGAAAAUUACGUUGCAGUUGAGGGGAGAAAAGCUGCAUCUGAAGUGACUUGCAGCAAGGGCCAUGCUGGUUAAAUGGGAUGAUUAAUAGGGGGCCAGGGUCUUCUGGUUCCACCUAGUCAGGGCCCAAGGCCAUAUGCAUGUAAGUGGGAAGAUAGUCAAGGGGUGGAGAAGAUGCAACUGGAGUGUUUUAAAAAGGGUUAUGUUUAGGAUUAUGUGUUUAAUUGAAUGUAAUAUGGAUAUUGGUGGCACAGUGGUUAAGACCUCUGGUUUAGUGGGGAAUGCCUCUGGGCACUUACCAGCAGAACUAGAAGAGCCUUGUAACAUUUGCCUGAGUAGGGCAAAGGCUAGUAGGACAGAGACAGGCAUGCCUACAGGCACAGCAGAGAAGAGGCUGUCCUGAUUGAAGAACUAAGUUUAUUGUAACAUGAAUUAUAACCUGUUACUUCUCUAAAAAACCCCAUAACUGUGAAUUCUGUGUGGCCAGUAAAAUAAAUUAUUGAACUCAGCAGAGAAGUAGAAAGUGCAGUGGGAGGGACAUUUGGUGUCAGAAUUGGUAAAGAUGGCGAAGAAAAGAGGCAUGUCUGACCUCCACCUCAUAGGAAACACCCUUGGAUUUUUAAUCUUGAUACUCCUUCUCCUUGUGAAGUUAGGGGAGGUCAGACACCUCCGCCAUGCCAUUUUUAGACCUAGUGACCCUGUGUACAAUAGAAUGAAACACCACCUUGUCCUGCGCCAUCCUCACAAUCAUUGCUGUGUUUGAGCCCACUGUUGGAGCCACUGUAUCAAUCCAUCUCAUUGAGGGUCUUCCUCUGUUUUGAUGACCCUCUACCUUACCAAGCAUGAUGUCCUUCUGCAGGGACUUGUCCCACUUGAUAGCUUGUCCAAAGUGCGUGAGACGAAGUCUCACCAUCCUCGCUUUUCCAAGGAGCACUCUGGCUGUACUUCUUCCAAGACUGACUUGUUCUUCUGACCAUCUAUUGUAUAGACAAUAUUCUUUGCCAGCACCAUAAGUCAAAUGCAUCAAUUCUCCUUUCAUCUUCCCUAUUGUUUGGUAAUAAAUAUAAAGACUUAAAACAUUCUGGUUGAAAAUUAUUUCAUAAAUAGAAUAAAUAUAGUGAACUUAAGACUCCAGUACUUACUCCUCUGCCUCUCGUAUAUUGGUGAAAAAUUUCCCUGCUAUUUUUCUAUGUUUUAUGCUAGAAUUAUUGAACCCAUUACUUACAUACACCCAUUAACUACAGCUCACUCCCUAUACUUCUCUUAGAAGAAAUUUGACAGACUAUAUGGUUGCUGUUCUGCAGAGGCGUAAUACUCAACUCUUUUUUCUAAAUAAUUAACAAACAGCUGACACAGAAAGAUACCACUUAGCCAUUUUUAUGAACCUCAUGAGCUGGGGGUCGAUAUUUUCAAUAAGAAGCCAGUAAGUCAAAUAUAAUUUUUUGUUUUUUGAUUCUACAUCAUUGCACUGUAUUAUAAGAAGUUUAACAACAAAACAAUGGUAGGAAGAAAGAAAAUGUUACUUAUAAACAUAAUUUCUGUUUAUAUUUUUAGAAAGAAAAUAAUUUUGAACUUAAAUCUUAUGACUAUGAUAUAUAUAUAUAUUUUAUUAAUGUUUUUAUAUUAUGUAUGAAAGUGUUGAAUGAGCCUGGGAUUUUAUGAAAGCAUAAUAAUAUGAAAUUCAGACCUUCAUAAAGAAAUUCAAGGGUAUUGGCAAUAAAUGAAGUCAGAGUAGCUUAAUUAAAUCGAGCAAAUAAUUAUAGUUUAUUAAAAGACCAUCUCCUUAAUUUUAAAGUAUUUGCUAAUUGUUUGCUUUGCAAGUACACACAUAGAAGCAUAAACUUAUGCAUUAACUAAGACAUGUACAUUCUGCAAAAGUUUUAUGUAAAACUAAUGAUCUUCAGCUAUAUAAGAAAAUGGAAAAUUUAGCCACCGGAUACCCUUUUGGCUCAGUAAUGAAGUCACUACUGAGGUUCAUUCUUCAGCCAGUGAUUAGACAGGCCCAUAAAACAAAACAAGACUAAAUGGGCACACUAGCCCACGGGCAAGGACGAGAAGGCAGGAGGGACAGGAAAGCUGGUAAUGGGGAACCCAAGGUCAAGAAGGGGAGAAUGUUGACAUGCUGUGGGCUUGGUAACCAGUGUCACAAAACAACAUGUAUAUUGUUUAAUGAGAAACUAGUUUGCUCUGUCAACCUACAUCUAAAGUACAAUAAAAAAUACAUAAAUAAAAAUGUAAAAAUUGAUGCCAAAUUUGAAAAAUGAAAACUUUGUUAAAAGCUGUGGCUAUCGGAAUUAAUCUGGCAUGGUCAGAAAUAUUAUAUUACUCAUAUUCCUUUUAUCAUUUCUGUAUCUACCUCAGAAAUCAUUUAAAUUUAUUUUAAAAUGUUUAAUUUAAAAGUUAUUCCUAGAAAAUAUAUUCGAGAUUUAGCAUAGUAGUGUUAUGCUUAAUCUUUAAAAUUAAUUUGGAUAUUUUAACCGUAUGUUUAUACAGGAAGAACAGUAGUAUUCCUUUUUGUAAAUAGAUGCCAGAAUACAGCUAUUCCCUUAAUUAUGUUGUUUAAUCUCUUUGAAACUUCACUGAUUUCUAAAUUUACUUCAAAAUUAGUUCUUAAAUUUUUAUAAUAAUAUUUUAAUGAUAAUUAACAGAUGGCGUGAAGAGAGACCUCGUAGCCAUUAUAAUGAGGCUUAUGAGGUGGGGGUUAGUAUCUUCAGUAAGAAGCACUGUCAGAUUAAUGGCUGAUUCAACAUUUCUUCUCAGGUACAAUCUUGAUCUCUUAUUGGGACAGUAAUGUCAAGAAGUUGUAUUAUUUCAUUAAACCCUCAAUUGAACUGGUCCGUUGAUGAACAUAUCCUGAGGAUUUAUUAUCUGUUAAUUUGUUCAUAAAGCUCUCUCUCUUCAUGUUUUUGCACUCACGAUUAGUAUUAAUGAAUUAUUAACCAAUGUUUGAGAAUACUGUUGGUGUACACUCUUUGUAACAUUCUUAUGAUGUCUAGUAUAAAAUUACAGUAGAAAGAGCACUAUGUCAACUCUUUAUUCUUCCAUCUUAUUAACCAACAAAUGUUAUUCUUACUUAAUAUAAAACAGGUUUUCCUGCUUGUCAUAUAUGUGAAGUAUAUAUAUAUACUUACAUGAAGUCAUUUUUAAAGCCAGUUCAUCUUGAAUGACCAGGACAUUUUCUUCAUUUUUCCUUCAGCAUACUUAAUUAUGUCUUAAUUGAGCCAUAGUUUUGGAAAUACUGAUGUGGGUAGCAAUCAGCAGCUGUUUUUUGUUUCCAGAUUUAGACUUGCUUUUGGGUCGUUUAUAAAUAGUUAACAACUAAGUUACAGACUUAUCUGAUGUUUAGUGGUUUAAAACUACUAUAAUUUUAGCUUACCGUUUUAUUUUGGUGUGAUUUUUAUUUUCUAUAGAAGUUUUUUACUCUGAGAGUUGUCAUCAAAUCAUACUUAGAUCAUCCUUUGAUCGUCUGCUCACACUAGAGUAAUGCAUUUAUUUUAUCUUUGUGAACAAAGAUCAUCUAACAAUUCUAUUCAUGAGCAAGGUGGGGCCUUAGGAGCCGUGGAGAUAAUAAAUUCACAGAUUCCUAAGACAAUGCCCACUCUUCAUGACUUGAACAGACAAGGAUAAUUACUAAUAUGUAAGAUUAUUAUCAAUCGCCAGUGUGACUUCAAUUUUAACAUUUUAAUGUAUCUGUUAGACUUGUUCAUUCAGCUACAUUUUUAGGGUCCUGUCAGUAGUAUUGAAACAAUGUUUUCUAAAUGGAUGCCACAGAAUCUCAACUCACCUUUGUUUACAACUGUCUCUAAAGUUCUUGCUUUCUUAUAUUUACGUAUUUGUCAUUCACAUAAACCAGAGACUAUAAAGAUUAUCUAUGAUGAUGCUUUUCCCCAGUAUAUUUCGCAUUCUGAUCUGACAUGAUUUGGAGUAAUGUUAAAGAUAGUAUGCUUCCUGAUCACGCAGCAAAGAAGGAAAAACAGGAGUAUAUAUAAGGAGAGGGGCAACAGUUUUUUUUAGACACAUAUAGCUUGAUAGGUAAUUAUGUUUGUUAAGUUGUUGUUGGAUAUUUCUUUUUAUUAGGGACAUCCCAGAAACCAACACAGGUAAGCACUCUUAGCAAUUUGAUAAACUAUCUUCCAUGAGUGAAGUUUAUUUUCCGUUUUAAAGGCCCCAUUGCCAUUUUUCUUGGUCAUUUUAUACAUACUUAUUUUGAUUUGGGUAUUGUUGGUAUAUUAGAAUAAAAUUGUGGUUGACAAAGUUGAAUCUAAAUCCCAGCUGGGCCUGAUUUUUGAAAAAAUGAAGGCCUGGUUUACACAAUCUCUGAGGUCUCCUCCUGCUCUAUGAUUCUGUGCUUUUGUCUAAUAUAAUUUCCAUUAUAUUUUGGUUGACUUUUUGAAUGUGAUAGGAGACUUUAAGAACAUUGCCUACCUUGGACUUGAGAUUUGGAAUGGGGAGAGAGAUGAUCAAGACAGCCUUCAAAGACAAAAUUUAAGAGCUAAGGCAUGUAAGGUGAAAAGGUGUUCACAGCCCGGAAUAAAGGGCCUUCUCGAUACAGGGAACUUUUGCAAAGUCAAGAAUACAGGAAAGAAUGUGGUGUAAAAGGAAAGAAAUCAUUUGAGUUCAUUAGAAUUCAGGGAAUAUUAUACAAGAUAAGAUCGAAGAAGUAAGUUGGGGCCAUAUUUUCUGUUUAUUGGUUAUCAACUCUUAGUUCAGUAUGUAUUCUGUAUUUCUAUGCUUUUGAAUGUCACAGAUAAUAGCAAGAGUUGGGAAAAACCUCAGGGAAAUUUUAAAGCUUUUCUGGAUAAUUUUAUUUUUUAACAUUUUAGAAAGCAACAGUUUGGCAUCUUUGCUUACUAACUGUGGGUAUGCUUGCUAGCAUUUAAGACCCCAGACGCCACUCUCCAAAGUGGGAUGCAGAAUGUUUUCUUAAUAGAUUUAUUCCUAAGUAUUUUAUCUUUUGGGGGGUUACUGUAAAUGGUAUUGAUUUGGUGAUUUCCUCCUCGAUGUUCUUUUUGUUGGUGUGGAGGAAUCCAGCCGAUUUUUGUAUGUUUAUCUUGUAUCCUGAUACUCUGCUGAACUCUUCUGUUAGUUUCAGAAGAUUCCUUAGAGUUUUCUGUGUAUAAGAUCAUGUCAUCUGCAAACAGAGAUACUUUUACUUCUUCCUUACCAAUCUGGAUGCCUUUUAUUUCCUUAUCUUGCCUCAUUACUCUGGCUAGGACCUCCAGCACAAUGUUGAAUAAAAGUGGCAAUAAAGGGCAUCCUUGCCUGGUUCCUGAUCCCAAAGGGGAAUGCUUUCAGACUCUCUCCAUUUAGGAUGAUGUUGGCUGUUGGCUUUGUAUAAAUGCCCCUUAUUAUGUUGAGGAAUUUUCCUCCUAUUCCUAUUUUGCUGAGAGUUUUUUUCAUAAAUCUGUGUUGCACGUUGUCAAAUGCCUUUUCAGCAUCGAUUGAUAAAAUCAUGUGAUUCUUGUCUUUUAUUUAUAUGAUGGAUUACAUUGAUCAUUUUUCUAAUGUUGAACCAUCCCUGCAUACCUGGUAUGAAUCCCACUUGGUCAUGGUGAAUUAUUUUUUUGAUAUGUUGUUGAAUUCUAUGGGCUAGAAUUUUGUUGUGGAUUUUUGCAUCUGUAUUUUUUUUUUUUUUCUACUCAUGAGGGAUAUAGGUCUGUAAUUUUCUUUUUUUGUGAUGUCUUUACCUGGCUUUUGUAUCAGGGAUAUGCUGGCUUCAUAGAAUGAGUUUGGGAGUAUUCCAUCCUUUUCUAUGCUCUGAAAUACUUUUAGUAGUAGUGUAGUAUUAACUCUUCUCUAAAAGUUUGGUAGAACUCUGCAGUGAAGCCACACGGGCCAGGGCUUUUUUUUGUUGGGAGUUUUUUAAAUUACCUUUUCAAUCUCUUCUUUUGUUAUGGGUCUGCUUAGUUGUACAAGGAAUAUCUUGACAUGCCCCACACCACUGAGCCCCUAGAAAUUUCACUGAGGUGGGAGGUGCCUGAAUUUUUAUUAAAUUAAUUUCUCACCCUCUAGCACACAAAUGUCUUACCAGUAGGUCCAGAGUCAUUGACACUUCUUCCUUACUAGGUCCAAUCAGCAUGAUGGCAUCAGUGUAAUGGACCAAUGUGAUGUAUUGUGGAAGUAAAGACUGUCAAGGUUCACGCAGACUUAAUUAUGACAGAGGACUAGGAAGUUAAUAUAUCUCUUAGGUAGGACAGUAAAGGUGUAUUGCUGAGCUUGCCAGCUGAAGUCACAGUGCUUCUGGUGUUCCUUCAAAACUGGCAUAGAGAAAAAGGCACUGGCCAGAUCAAUAGCGACGUACCAGGUACCAGGAGAUGUACUAAUUUGCUCAAGCAAUGAAACCACAUCUGGAACAGCAGCUGCAGUUUGAGUAACCACCUGGUUAAGUUUACGAUAAUCUACUGUCAUUCUCCAAAAUCCAUCUAUUUCUUGCAAAGGUCAGAUAGGUGAGUUGAGUGGAGAUGUGGUGGGAAUCACCACCCCUGCAUCUUUUGAAUCCUUGAUGGUGGCACUAAUCUCUGCAAUCCCUUCAGGAAUGUAGUGUUUCUUUUGGUUUACUGUUUUCCUAGGUGGGGCAGUUCUAACAGCUUCUGCUUGGCUCUUCCUACCAUUGUAGCCCUUACACAACUUCUCAGGGAUCCAAUGUGGAAGUUCUGCCAGAUGCUGGGUAUAUCUAUUCCAAUCAUGCAUUCUGGAGCUGGGGAAAUCACUACAGGAUGGGUUGGGGGACCCACUGGACCUGCUGUGCUUCGAACCUGAGCUAAGACUCCAUUAAUAACUUGACGUCCAUACACCUCCAACUCUGACUGUUGGGCCAGUGACAUUUUGGGUCUUCUGGAGCUAGUGUCAGUUCAGAGCCGUUAUCCAGUAAUCCCCGAAAGCUCUGAUCAUUUCCUUUUGCUCCAGUGAUCAGUUACUCUCAGAAAAGGCCAUAGAUCCCUUUGGGGAAGGCUGGAAGAAAAAUUAACAGUACAAAUUUUUGAAGGUGUAAUGGGGUCCUUCCUCAAAGAGACCCAGCCUCCCCUUCAUUCAAGUGGUUGUGGAUCUGUAAACUCACUCAAGCCUGGGAACUGAUGGAGUGGCGGUGACUCUCUGUUCUGGUAAUUUGAGUUAGACUGUCAUUUGCCUGACCUAGAAUUCUUCUGCUUGUGCAGAUCAAGUAAAUGUAUAGUAGAUUUCCCAUCUAUUUCACUUCUAGGGACACCAUGAUUAAGUAGCCAAUGCCAUAAGUCCAUACAGGUCAGACUACUCUGAUUACUGCCUUGACUCUGCUGUCCAUCAUGGUAACCACACCCACUUUGUUGAUUGGAUGCCGCCACUCGGCCCCUACCACCGCAGGGUCCAGCUGGCCCCAUUGUAGCUAGGUGUCUUAAUUCAGUUAGGAGAGUUCCUACUGUCCAAUCUGACUUAUAAAAUAGCAAUCACAGUAGUUUUCAAGGAUGCUGGGGCUCCCUUCACAAAUUUAUUCCUCUCUGUUGUAGCAAAAAGCGUGUCCUCUGAGCACUCCAUGUGUGGGUCUGUGGGUCUAACCUGAUCAAUCCAUUUUACCAUGCCAGUUUCCCUAAGCCUUUGGAUACCUUCUUCUACAGUACACCAAGGCAGGUCUGGUACUUCAACUUGAUUUCGUGCAGGCCACCGUGUAAUCCAUGCUUUAGUGACCAAGCCAAAUAAACUAUUAGGUCUGUUCCAAACUUCUUGAAGCUGAAACACUGAAUGAAGGAUCUGUGCUUAGUAGGACAAUAAACUUGGACUGAUCCAUCUUUAUGUUCCUUGCACCAUUAUCCUCCACCCUUAACAGCCAUUCCCAUACAUAUUCCCAGGUUUCUGUUUGUACAUAUUAGAAAAGUCAGGUAGUUUUUUGGUGGUGUAGCAUACCUCCUCCUGGGUCACACUUUCGUUUCACCUUUUGGGGCUCACUGGGACUUUAGUUAUACAGACCUAGAAGUAAAAAUGGGUGAUGGGAAUGUGUUUUGAGAACAUUCAGCAGUGUCAUGUAAGCCAUCAGCCUCAGAUAGUGGCCCAAGCAGUGACUCAGACCCUUCCCCGGGCUAUGACUCAGACACUGCCCCAGGUUAUAUCUCAGACAAAGGCUCUUCAGACACAGCUGAAUUUUUCUCAUCAGUUGGAGGUGAAUAGGCUAAUGGUUUUACUGGGGAGGGGGCUUAGCAGACAAAGAUGGAGUGUUCUCUUCAGAGGAAAGUGAAAAGGCUAGUUCCGUUGGCAGGAGUGAUUCAAUGGAAUUUAGGGGCUUCUUGUCCCCAGCUUCCUGAUUAUUUGCCCAUAUGUCCUCAUCCCUAGUUUCAGAAUCCCAUUUCUUCCCAGUCAGUACCCUCACUAUAUACCUUCAAGGAUGGGAAUUCAGUUGGCGUUGUAAUUAAGGUACCAUUCAAUGUUCAGAAUUUUAUUAGUAUUGUAUUUCAGCUUCUCUUAUUAUGAGACUCUGGGUUUGGUUUUCGGCAACAUCAACUCUCCUACUGCAAGAAAUAAGGCUUUCUUUCAAGGCACAAGUGGAAACUUUGAGAUCAUUUAUGUGGCACUUGAAUUGUGACUCUAAAGCCUUCUCUUUCUUUCACCACUUUGUCUAGUGAAAGUAGUACCAACUAACCAGCUCCCUUAUAAUUCUCAUUCUGACAAAAUUGUGGAAAGGUAUCAAACAUGUGAUCACCCAGAGCCUCACCUCGUACCAAUACUUGAUCUAUUGGUUGUGAUAUUUUGCGUAUUUCUAUUGCUACCUCAAGCCAUGGAUUAGCAGUGCCCUCUUUACUGGAAGCAGAAUCAUCGUCAUUAAGACUAGCCAGAUUUGAGAACCAAUUUAGAAAACUCAUCCUUACAGUUUCGUUUCUCUGGUACCACUCUUGGCACCAAAUGUCUUAGGCUGUACUAGUGUAGUGUGUAUAUAUAUACAUUUAUCUCAAGGAGAUGGCUCAUGGGUUGUAGAGGCUGGCAAGUCCCAAGUCUGUGGUCAGGCUGGAAGCAUCUCCUGAGUCACAUAGCUGCAGGAGCUGACAAACCCAAGAUGGGCAGGCCAAACAGCAGACUGCUGGCUCAAUUGCUGUGGAGGCUUGUGAGUUCAAGGUUGGUGGGUAAGACGGUAGACUGUUGACUCUCAGGUUGUGGAGGUCAACGAAUUCCAAGAUUAGCAGGCAACAUAGCAGGCUGCUGGCUCAAGUCCCAAGAAUAGGAGGUCAGAUGGUGAGGAGCCAGAUGCAGGAUCCAGAGUGAACAAAAGCCAUUGAGCUUUGCCACAACGUCCAUAUACAUUGGAUGUAGGCGAUACCUCUGAGGAAACUCCCCAUACAACUGAUUGGCCGAUCACAUCAAAUCACAUCGUGGAGUUGAUUACAUUAUGUCACAAAAUGGAGGAUAACUCUCAUUACACAACUGCCAAAUUACAUCAUAACUGCCAAACUACAUCCUUAUAUAACUGCCAAACCACUGAGAAUCAUGGCCUAGCCAAGUUGACACACAUCCUUCACCAUCACAGACCCUAAGAAACCAGUAUUUAUUGUGAGACAUGAGUGGAAGAGAAGGCAGUGAGGGGAAGAAAAAGUUUGGGGGAGGAUGAGAACCAAGAGUUUGGAGAUGCAAAGUUGAAAGCGUCAAAAGUUGUAGAGAGAAAGUAGGGUGGGGGCUGGAAAGAAUCAAGUGGAUUUGACAAUUAGAGUAUAAUAUUUAUGAGAGUAGUAUCAAUAGAGUGAUGGUCACAGAAGUCAAUUUUCAUUACUUUGUGGAUCAAAUGGGAGAAAGGGAGGUUCAUUGAUUUACGGCUCAGUCUAUUAUUUUUUAUUUGUCUAAGUUAUAUAUAAGGUCACCAUGAGUCAGAGCUGACUUGAGGACAACAGCAAACAAAAAGAUAAUGCCAUGAUUCAUCUAAUUAAAAUUAAUGUUUUUUAAGUUGUCAGGUCAGACAUUAACUAGCAAUAUCAAAUAUGUCAGAAGUGAAAUUCCAGAACGAGACCAACCAUGGUUCUUGGUUGUAAAUAAUAGAAACCUGCUCUAACUUAAGCGCAAAGGAAUUUAUUAGAAGGCUGUUUGUCAGUUUAUAGACUCCAUGGAAGGCUGGAGAAUCAGGAACCAAAGGAGACUAUGCUGCAAAAAAUACAGCUGUCUUCUCAGCUCAGGAAUUCUGGUGAGAAGGACCACCACACCAGUGGACACCUCUACUGCUGCUUGCACUGCUCCCAGUGGCCUGCCCUGGUUCUGUGAAUAAUGUAAAUCUCUCUGAGUCUUUAUUCACUAAUGCCCAAGCUUUUGGACUUUAAAGGAGUAUCUGAUUGGCCAAGCUUUGGUCUCAUGUCUGUGCCCCAGUUGUUAGAGGUGGGAGAGAAAUUAUAUCUUCCCUUUUCAAACUUCUGUAGUUGGAGAUAUUUCCUCCAGAAAAAUGGUAAAACCUCCAUAUAGACAAGAUAUUUGAAUGCUGUGUAGCUGAAAUCAACAGCUAGUACAAAGUACCAAGUCUUAAAAAUUUGGGGAAAAUAAUUAGAAAUUCACAUGAUCAAAAUGAAAAUUAUUUGGUAAGCUCAGGAAUAUGAUCCUUGGCUUACCUUGCGAAUAUUAAAUAUUGAGUGUACCAGAUUAAAAGCUUGGCUUUCAUUUUCCCUGCUUCAUAACUUACUGUAUAGGUCUUUAAAUGUUCUCGUCUCUCCCCAUAUCCUCUCUGACCCCUAUUACUUACAUUAGGGUCAUGAUGGCAACCUGAUCAAACCACAAGAAGCAAAUGAAAAGCAACACUAUUGAACCUAAUAGUAGGACCACAUUUCUAGAGGUGAGAUUGGUCUCAGCUAGACCUGGAUGGGUGUUAGGAUUAGCUAUGACCCUUUGCAGAGGGCAGUCGUGAUUCAGAAGUAGGAUUCUCACGUCCUGUGAGGGAGACCUGGGUUUGAUUCCCAGCCAAUGCUCCUUAAGCACAGCCGCCACCUGGCAGCGGAGGCUUGUGUGUAGCUAUGAUGCUGAACAAGUUUUAGUAGAUCUCCCAGAGUAAGACAGACUAGGAAGAAAGGCCUUGUGAUCUACUUCUGAAAAUUCAGCCAAUGAAAACACUGACUACAAUAGUCCGAUCUGUUGUGCGUGGGGUCGCCACGAGUUGGGGCUGACUUGGCGGUGAUUAGCAACAACAUGAUCUCUCGGAGGGGGAAAGAGAAAACACUGCACAUAGGAGAGCAGACUAAGUUGAGAGUGGGGAAGAACUACUCAGGCUGCAGCAAGAGCUGAGUUGACUAGGCCAGACCAGGGCUUGGGAAGGCAGCCCACCCGACAGUGGGAGGGAACAGAGAAGGUAGGUGUUGCACAGAUAGUGACUGUCCAGUUUCUUCAAAUAACUAGGCCUGUGAGAUCUUUUUGUGUGUGCGUGCUAGAAUUUAAUUUGAUUUUUAAAGGUAUUACUCUGCCAGAAAACCAUCGUGGAAUCUCCAUGAGGAAAAUAUCCCUUAUCUGUGUAAUUCAAAUAAAACUGAAAAUAUAUAUAUAUAUAGCUUGGCUUGUUUUAGGCUGAUUUUGCCAUGGGGGCAUAUCCACAAGAAAUACAAACCUAACACCUUGAAAACUUGAUAAGUCAUGUAGGCCUUUAAUGAAGGCACUUGAAGAUACUGCAAGGCAAAUACUAAAUCAAACGACAGCAAAAUGUCCUAAGAUUUUCAUUUCUCCAGCCCUCUGUCCUCACCCUCCUCUCCCCACCCCAACACACACCAUAGAGUCACUGCCUCAGUUUCUCUUCUCUUACACAAAGGCUACAGCUUAAGCUGGCCCUCUUUACCCAUCUUUGUCACCCUUCUAGACCUUUUUACUCUGCUGACAGCGUCAUACCGUUUUGAUAUAAACCAAUUUAGCUUCUUGGAAAUCUCUUUUCUACUUAUUACCUCCCAGUCACACACACACACAAUCCAGCAGCACUAAAAAACAAACAAACAGACAAAAAACACCUUAGGAAAGAAACAAGAUAGUGUGGCAGCUUUGAAUGCUCAUACCUCAGUUAUUUUCCCCAUCAUCCUUUAAACUAAGGGAAGUGAAAUAUGAGGGUGACUUCUUUUCUUGGUUGAAUUUGUAGAGAAUAUCAUGUGUGACAGUUGGUACUAGUAUUCAUGAAAGGAAUAGUGAGAAGCCAUGAUGGAAAGAGGCCAGGUCAGUAGGGACCAAAUUAUAAAGAGCUUUCAUUUCUACACUUAAGAGUUUGGAUCAGUCAUAAGUACUUCUCACCUUCUUUCCUUUAUUCAGCAGUGGAACAGUGGCUCUCAGCUAUGAGGGUGAGGGGAAUAAAUCUAGGGGAACAAACUCUAGGUAUUUUCCGUAUCCGUAUCCAUGCCGGUGCUACCCACUUCAGUUCUUCAAGGAGUCUCCUGACAGAUCUCAAAUUUUUUUUUUUUAAAAAAGUAUCCAACACUUAAAAUAGCGCUUUCUACAUGCCAGCCACUGUUCUAAGUGCUUUACAGAUACUAACAUUUGAUUUUUAUAAACAAUCCAUGCAAUAGGUAUUGUUAUCUCUGUUUUACAAAGGAGAAAACAAGGGCACAGAGAGAAUAAGGAAUUUGCAUUAGAUCACACAGCUAGAAUUAGGUGGUAGAGGCAGAGCCCAAACCCAGGCAGAGUCUAGCUCCAGAGUCCAUGCUCUCAAUCUCUGUCUAUACCGUGCUGGCCAGUCCUCAUGAAAGUAAGGUCCUAGAGCUGUCUGCAUCAGAAUCACCAUGGGUCCUUGUUAAAAAUACAAAACUUUGGCCUCACCUCAGACUUACAUCAAUUUCUGGGAGGUGGGGGGUUAAUAUUUAUGUUAUAAAGUCCCACAAGUGAUUCUGGUAUGUAUCCUUCAUUAAGAGCUUCUGUUUUAGAGGGACCCAAUACUGGCACGGUGUCCCCUUCUGAUCCAGACUUCUUUGCCCAUAAGAGUAAAUGUUUGCUGAAGGGUAUGUAUUAUUGUAGAUUUUAAAAUUAAUACUAGCAUACUUUAGUUUGCCUCUUAAGCCAUUACUACCUGAAGUUUAGAUGAAAUCCUUUCUUAGAACAGUAAGUACUUGACCAAACAUAAGGAAAACAGAAUUUUCAGUUAUUUUGUACAAAUGCAUUAUAUCUCAAAAAUGUAUUUUAAAACUGAAUGGAAACUGAAAACUUGCUGUUCUAUUUAUGAUAAGAAUGAAGAGAACUAUACUAGGUUCUGUAAAGUAUACCCUAUGUGAUAUGAAGAGAGAACUCUUACAGAUUAUGGAACAGGUCUAUAUAGUAUCAUACCUCCAUCCUUAAGCAGGAUUGCAGCUGGCAAUAAGGCCCAGAUUCCAAUGUGAAACAAGUGUUUUGUUCAGCUAUUUUGCUAACCCAAGAUCCCUAGAAAAAUUUUUGUUUAUUAAGGUAGAUGAAUCAGAUUAUUACUAAAUAUGGUUAAAAUUUUAGGAGCAUUGUGAGAAAUUUAAGGGACAGUUUUUGUGUAAGGAGUCUCGGUGGCGCAGUGGUUAAGUGCUCAGCGGCUAGCCUUUGGGUUGGCAGUUCAAACCUACCAGCUGCUCCACAAGAGAAAGAUGUGGCAGUCUGCUUCCGUAAAGAUUACAGCUUUGAGAACCCUGUGGGGCAGUUCUGCUCAGUCCUAUAGGGUUGCUAUGAGUUAGAAUUGACUCGAUGGCAAUGGGUAGUUUUUGUUUGUUUGUUCUACUUUGUAGUUUGCCUUGUCAAGACCAAUUUUUCCUAAAAUGUACUUUAGGGACAUUUUACAGUCUUCCCUGUUUCUGUGUGUGUGAAGCCAAGAUCAGGAAUACUUUGGGGAAAAAAAAGGACCAAGAGCUAUUGUGGAGCCUGGGAGAAUAUCCAGACACUGAGGAUCAUGCAAGGAGAAAUGGCCUAGAAAUAUCAAAGACGUGAGGCCCCUCUUCCCCCCCUCCAGAAAGCUGUAGAAUCAUUGAUUAUGAGAGAGUCAGCUGGAAUAUCUCCCUGUGUGCCCUUCACACCUGCCAUGCUGCUUAACACACAUGUGACAUUUGAGACUAUUCUGGCAUCAAUUUGUCCCAGCUCUUACAUAGCCUUCGCCUAGCACUUUAAAAGAAGUAAGUUUUUUUUGUUUCAAUCCAACAUUUUUUUCCAACAAAAAGUUUAAAAACAAUUGUUACAUAUUUAUAUUUAAGAAUUUAGAAGUAUUUCCUAGUAUCUCUUUUCUCAGGAUUUCUUCACCAUUCACACUAAUAAUAUAGACGCAGACUUUACAUUUCCUUUUAUUGGCUCAAUUUGCUGUGACCACAGACCCUCUCCCCCAUUCCCCUAUGGUUUAUGUUGGUAGCAUAUCUGUAGGGCAUAAUUUAAUCUUUGGGAAAUUCACUUUCUACCAGUAGCCCUGAGUAAAAUGAAUUUUCUAAAAUGAAACAUCUUGUAAACAUUAUGUCUGACAGACUCAUGUGGUUGAACUCUUUAUUGUCUUUAGUGUUUGAUCUUUUUCCUUACUUAAUAAGACAUUUUUUUGGAUUGCCACUCUGUUGACACUCAACAAAUGAUGACUGAUAACAAGUUUCAGGGGUCCUAAUUUAUUUCCCUAAACUGCGUACUGCUGAGUCUUUGAAAAAGCUCUCUUUGAUAGCUGACUGUGUUUUGAACUUUGAUUAGCUCAAGUUAUUAAAUGAAAUAACAUGAAAUACAAGGCCACAGACUUCCUGGUCUUGUACUUGUCCAAAGCAUGUAACUAACAUUUUGUAUCAGAGUUUUCUCUGGGAAGAACAAUCCUGACCUAGUUUAAAAAUGUUUUCCCUAAGACUCUCAGCAAGAGAGAAUGAUUUGGAAUGCUUUGUCUUAUUCUCGGGAAAGUGUUUAUAAGAAACAGUUUUGAUCAAGAAAUUCAAGAUUAAUUUCUGAUUUUAAAAAAGAGGCAUAGGUACCGACGAGGUUGAACCUUACCAGAUUGCAGUGGUUUUGUGUAGUUCAAACGAAUACUUUUUGGGUGAAUAAAAGAGGCAGGCGAGGUCAGUUGAUCAGGUUUGGGGCUCCCUGCAGCAUUUGAUAUGAGAAAAAAAAAAAAUUUUUUUUUUUUUUUUUGAGAAUUGGAUCUUAAAACAAGACUUGAGCUUGUACUUGUUAGGAUUUCAAGCUAAUUUUUCCUCUGGUGACCUUGUCAGCAUUAUCAGGUUUGAACUAAGUGUUGAAAUUUUCAUCUUGUCAGACUGCAAACCUUGGCUCACUCUUGGGCCAUCUGCUGUGGCCUGACAUUUCUGGCUGACAUUCCCACUGAUGGUGCAGAUGCAAACUUUACAUUCCUUUUAUUGGUCUUAGUUUUACUGCGUGCAUUAGUGGCACAAAUACUGCAUUCAUACUAGCUAUUUAUAUUAACUGUUUCUAGUUCCGGGGUGAGUAAUGUACUUUGCUUAUGUUUUUACGAUGAUGAGAAGUCCUACAUCAUAGACAUUUUAAUAUUUCUUUUUAAAUGGUUACUUUCUACUCAAUUUUAUUACCCCUAGUUUUUUUUUUUUUUGCAAUUUUAAUUUUUGUACAUGUGUAAGUGCCUGUGUAUUUUAAUGAUUUUAAAUAUCCUAAUUGCCUUUGCUUUUUAAUUGCUUUAGAGAAUGGACACAUUUGGUGGCUGACCAACAGUUAGUAUAACUACUAGAAAACAACAUUUGUUCAGAAUAUGGCGAACUUAGACAAAUAAUUUUGAAAGGCCUAUUUCUGAUUGCUGCAUUGGCCCUCUUUGUUUUAAGGUUCGAUGUGCUCUUCCAUUUGUUUGGCAGCUUGAAGGACUGUUGGCAAACGUGCUAGAGUGAUAGUAGAAAACAAAAGCUCCUUAGGAUAGGAACAGAGAAAAUUUAAUACCAAGCUAUUUUUGAGAUAAGGAUAGAUGCUAUGUUUAACCUUUGAUCUGGUUUUGGAAGUUUUUUAUGUUAGAAAAACCAACCCCAUCUCUGGAAUCCAGUAGAUAUGGGCCAAAUAUAAAACGUAAGAGACCAUUUGUGGUUAAUAUGGACCUGAUAUGCAAAACUUUUUGACUAACAGAGGUCCAUAUUAAUCAAGUGGAAGCUGUUCAGGGCCAGAAGUGCAGCCUGUUACAGACUGAGUUCCUCCGUCUAUGGGGCAUCAUUAGACAUUAAAUACACCCUUUCUAUCAAAGAUAAAGGGCUCUGACUUUAAGUCAGUGUUUCUAAAUACAGGAGAAGCCAUCUUACCCAGUACAGUUAGGACGAAUAGAUGGUCUGUUAAUUAAAAAAACUGGUUAAAGCAGUGGAUCACUUUAUUUUUUCUGAAAGGAUACAUAUCUUAACUAUUAUUUUAUUUUAUAAAUGUGCAUUUAUUUGCCAGUUUUUGAUGCAAGGCCAAUGGCUUUUCUUUAAGCCCAGGUCCGCUGUUUAGAGUUUCGUGUUGCCUUUCUUACAUACACUACACUUACAAUGCAUCAGCCAUAAUUUCCAAUAUCAGCUACAGUUACUUUCGAGUAAGACCUUAGAGAUACUUGUUAAGCAACCUGCGUGUAUGCUAUUAUGAUUUUUUUUUCUUAGUCUUUUAUGGUUGUCUUGCAGUCUGAGAGACAAAAAAAUUAUCAAGUCGCUUUCUUUCUUUUCACACUAUAUUUUAUCAGUUUACAUACUGUUUUGUUAAAUUACCAAAUUAUACUAAUGAAUACAAUUAGCACAAGUCAUUUUAGGAGAAACCACAACUAGUCAUGAACAUUUAGUAUGGUAAGUCAAUUAAGUUUUUUGGGGUGAGCCAUUUGAUCAAUAAGUCAGUUUAAGUAGAGAGCAGUUAAGAUGGUACUACUGUAGACGGAUUAUAUAGAAGCAACAUUUGACAACAUUGUAAAUUAUACCUAUAACCUUCAGCUGAAUAAAAUGUGGUCCCAUUCUUUUGGUAAGUCAGUCUCCAACACUUUUGCUUUCUUAAGAAGAGAAGAAACAGGUAACAUUGAAUGCUGUGUUAUGCACUAGUAUCAGCUUUUUCUAACUAAAUGGCCUGGAAGACAGCAUUGUGAGAACUGUGUGAAAAUAGCAUUUUGUGUGUGUGUGUGUGUACAGUAUUGCACAACACUAGAAAACUGUUGCUUUAUUCUCACAGAAAAUGUUUUGAGUGUUUUCCCCCAAUGUUUCUCUGACUUCUUCUGGGAAUAAGAAUAACAAAGUGUUAUCCACAUAGUUUUGACCCUGAAGAUAUCCGGUGGUAUCUGAGGUCUACAAAGCCUUUUCUGUAGUCCAGCUGAAGAGGUCUUAAAAUUAGUGGUUUAGUUUUGAAUGACAGUGCCAAAAUAUUUGUAUCUUUAUGGUAACAUCCUUCUUCUGUUUUUGUCUUUCCUUUUUAAACUUUUGUUGGAGUUAGAUUUUUUAUUAAAUGCCUAUUUUUGUCUGCUUUGUCUCCCAUGUAUGUAUCACGUAAGGGUGGCAGGCACCAAGCCUUAAUGGCGAGAAGUUUAUCAUAACCACUUCAAACAAAGCUUUAUAGAAAAAGCGGGUGGAGUUGUCCAUCCUGGCUGCCUUGGGAAGGGUGCCUGUGCAGAGCAUUGCUGGGUAUGGGGAGCCUAUGUGGGGAGGCAGAGCACAUAGGGGAGUUGUCUUGAGGGUCUCAUGCAGUAGAAGGAGAAAUAUGAAGUCCAAAGAGGUAGCAUUAAAAAUAAAUGGGCCUCAGUUCUAAAUUAGCAGACUGUACCUCAGGGGUUCUUCCGCUGUCUGUCAGACCAGUAAGCCUGGUCUCUUUUUCUGAAUUUGAAUUUUGUUCCACUUUUUUCUCCUGCUGUGUCUGGGACUCUCUGUUGUGAUCUCUGUUCUAGCAGUCAGUGGUGGUCGCGGGGCACCAUCUCGUUCUGGGCUCAGGAUGGUGGAGGCUCUGGUUCAUGUGGUCCUUUAGCCCUCUGGGCUAAUAUUUUCCUGUCUCUUUGAUUUUCUUCAUUCUCCUUUGUUCCAGAUAGGAUGGGACCAAUAGAUGUAUCUUAGAUGGCAGUCCUAAGCCCACUUCCCAGACAAAGGUUAGACAGGCCUAUAAAAGAAUAACACAUGUGAGGAACGUUAGGUCAAUCAAAUAUACAGACCAAAAGGGUGACUCCUACCCAAAAGCGAGACGAGAAAGCUGUAAGGGACAGGAACUGAAUGAAUGGACACAGGGAACCAGGAUGGAAAGGGGGAGAAUGCUGUCACAUUGUGAAGGUUGCAACCAUGUGUAUAAAGUUUUGAAUGAGGAACUAACUUGAGCUGUAAACUUUCAUCUAAAGCAAAUAAAAUAAAAUGAAAACAAUAUGGGAUCAAAGUGACAACAGCAACUCAAAAGAUUAGAUAGGAAAUAUUUAGGGGGCAGUGUAGUUUAUGUUAAUGGCGGAGGAACAGCUCAAAAAACGAGGGUGAGAAUGGUUGCACGACUCAAAGAAUGUAGUCAGCGUCUCUAAAUUUAAGUGUAGAAAUGGUUGGAUUGGUGUAUGUUUUGCUGUGUAUAUUCACAACAACAAAAUAAAAAAUAAUAAAUGGGCUUAAGAAAACCACUUUGUCAGUUUGUCUGGGUCGUAUCCUACCCACUGAGCUGAAGUUGAGCACCUUCUUCUAUUUGGGGACAGUGGUCUACCUUCCCUUUGCCUCCUUUGAGUUUGCUUCUCCAGACUGGAAGCCCUCCCUGGGCGUCAUUCGAUCUCUGACCCCAGAGCCCACCUAUCCUCAUUCACUAGCUGUCUGCCUCCCUACCCCAGCAAUGGAGUUGGAUUAUUUUAGCUGGACGUAAUUGCAAGGAAAUAAUUUUGUUCAAAUUCAUCAAAUCGCUCCUCUGCCUUUCCAGGGUUGAAUUUGCUCUGCCAGUUCAUUAAUAUUGUUUAAAAUGGGAGGGGGGAGAACAGAGUAUCAAGAAGGCUAAAUAACAAAUAGUAUUUUUAUCUUGUUGGAAAAUGGUAAAGCUGUCCUUGAUUAAUUUAACUAUUGACUAAAUACCUUUAGUAUUGUUUCACAUAUUUAUACUAUAAAUAAGUAACUAGGUUUAGCUAGGGUCACUGUGAGUCGUAAUUGAUAGCAGUGGGUUUGGUUUUUUGGUUUUUAUGAGUGACAGAAAAUCCAAAAUGAUAGUGCUUUAGGCAAGUUAUAAUUUUAUUUCCUUCUCGUGUAUAAGUUCUAGGGAUUUUGUGGUAGCUCCUUGAUCAUCAAGAUCCCUAGAUCUUUGUCUGGUUAAGCCGUAAUCUGCAACUGAAAGUUUCCAUAUCGUGGUCCAAGAUGGCUGCUCCAGCUCUAGCAGUCAUAUCUGCAUUCUAGCUAGCAGGAAGAACAAGGGGUGCCUUCCACUCCCUCCACCUUAAAGAAGUUGCAUGCACCACUACCCGUUACAGCCCAUUGACCAGAAGUUAGUAUCAUGUAUGGCCUCACCUGGUUGCAAAGAAGGCCAAGGAAUAUAGUCUUUAUUCUGGUUGGCUUUGUGCUCAACUGAAUAUAAAAAAAAGGGGGGUCCUAUUUCUAUUCUAAUGUUACAGAAGAAGGAGAACAGAUAUUGGGGACAGAUAGCUUAUUUUUGCCUUAGUUUGCACUAUUCCUCCAAUAAAAGUAAAAAUCUGGAUUUUUAUUCUUUAAAAGAAAGUACCUUCUAUAGUGCUGAAUACAUGGAGGGCACUGUGCUCAGUAAUCGUUUUUUAAAUGAGUGGUAAGAAGUCAGUAAAUAUGUAUUGGUUGAUUAAAUAAAGUUCAGUGGUAAAGAGCUUGGCUGCUAACCGAAAGGUCUGCAGUUCAAAUCCAACAGCCACCCCUUGGGAACCCUAUGAGGCAGUCUACUCUAUAGGGUCACUAUGAGCCAGAAUUGACUCGAAGGCAACGCGUUUGGUUUUGGUUUUUGUCACUCAAAGAUGUAACUAAUAGGAAUAAUGAUUUACUAAAAAAGAGAUGAAUAGAGUUAGAGACAAAAAAAUAAUUCAGGAUUCAUUGUUGUUAAGUUCAAGGAACAUUUAAUUUGAGGAAGUGAAGAUAAAUGUUAAAUGAAGCAUCUAUGUUCUCCCAAUCAUAUGUGUAUUUUAAAACAUAAGGUAAAGCGAUACUGGAGUCUGUAGUAUACCACCUUCGGUUCCCUGCUGCUCAGGUCUUGGGGCCUCUUGGUAAACAAACACUUGAAAUUAUAGGCUCUUUCCCUAGUUUGCCAACCUUUAAAUUAGAGGUAAGGCAGGUUAACUGUAAUAUUUGUACAUUCAAGAUGCAAUACUUCCUUUUCAUAAAUAAUGUUUUUUGGCUUCCUGCUGCAAAAGUAACUACUUUGUUUGAAUUUAUUGAAGAUAUAAAGUAGGAGACAUUAUGUUCAGAAGAUUAUGUUUUAAAACAAGUCAUUUAGCGGGGCAUCUGCACCGCAGCGGGAAACUCAGAAUUAAGUCUAAACCUGACCUUAACCCAUGACUGAUAGAAUUUAAGUGUGUUUAUUUUUACAAUGGCCUUAAUUUGGGGCUUGCAAGCUUUGUUUGGUUUGUUUACUUAUUCAAUUUUAGGGACCCUGGAACAGUAUGUUAAUUAUAGGAGUUAAGCUAUUUAUAAUUCUUAUGACAUGAAGAUCAGCAAAUUAUGUUUUUUCUUGGUUAUAAUAUGUCUUACAAAAUAUCUCAGAAAUGUGUGAGCUUUGUGUCUUAACAAUGUGCUUCCCCCUCUCCCAAAAAAACUCCCAUGCUGCAAUGCUGGGAUUCUAACAGAGCAACUUCACUCAUCUGUUUUCUCUGUUUUAAUUCUCUUGGGAAUGUUGCCUUGAAUUACGUAAAGCGCAAGCAGUUACUGGGAAUGUUUUCUACACAGUUCGGAUCAUGUACAUAAAUUUCAAUUUGAUUUUCACAUUCUAGAUUUUUUUCCCUAGCUUUGCUGAUCGUUGAAUUUCAUAAUCACGUUGACUUUGAGCUAAAUUGCAUUGAAUUUUUAUCACCCUCAUCCAUAUCAAAUCCUACUUUUUUGAUAGUUUGUUGAAUGAAUGAUGAAAAAAAUAUGUUAUCAGAGCCUAGGAGUAUUCCAAGACUACUGCACAGUAGCUAGUGGUGGUAGACACUUAGUAAAUGUUUGUUGUAUUAAUGAGCGAAUGAUCCUAAGAUGAUUUGUAGUUAAUUACCUCUAAGUCACGUUCAGAUAAAAACUGUCAUUUUUUAUGACCGAUGAAGUGUUGGCUUCCUGGAAACCCUGAACCUGGCCUUUUCUAGAGCUAACAUAUGAACAGAUUGUUCUUUGUCGA
Molecule: messenger RNA, 72504 nt
Organism: Loxodonta africana (African savanna elephant)
Lineage: Eukaryota; Metazoa; Chordata; Mammalia; Proboscidea; Elephantidae
Product: proteasome activator complex subunit 3-like
Exons: 1
Coding region: 35078-35818 (246 amino acids)
Biological process (GO): positive regulation of endopeptidase activity; regulation of G1/S transition of mitotic cell cycle; regulation of proteasomal protein catabolic process
Cellular component (GO): cytoplasm; nucleoplasm; proteasome activator complex
Molecular function (GO): endopeptidase activator activity
Source: RefSeq, a predicted model, not a curated record